GGGGGUGGUGGUGUUUUGAUCACAUCAUGGGCGACGCAGAAGGCGGCGGCUCCGGGUGGCCUCGCUGUAACCUUGCUGAGCCUUGCUCUGACGGAGGAGCCUCCCCAUAUAUAGCUCUUUCCCUGACUAGAAGGAAGAAAGGCGUUAUCACAACUUAACCCUUUCUACAACCUCCAGUUUCAAACGAAUAUGACAUAGACUGGCCGGACCCCAUUUGUGCUGCUAAAUCUUGGAAGUAAUAUGGUUAGGGUAGAAAUACUGUAAAAGUUUUUCUAAAUGUGCAUCCUGGCACUGGUGUAGCCAGCAGAUCCACAACAUCCAUUUAAAGCACACCCAACACAUGCUUAAAGCACAUGGGUUCCAAUGAUACCUGGGAACUGUAGUUGCUUCUUGCAGAGCUACAAUUCCCAUCACCCUUCAACUACAGUUCCCAUUAUUCUUUGGGGGAAGUCAAGUGCUUAAACUGUGUUAGAUUUGCUUUAAAUGUAGGGUGUGCAUCUGCUUCCAGGCUUCGUGCACGCUAUCCAUUAAUGCACAUGACAUACCCCAAAGUGUUUCAAAGUUUCUCCUAGGUUUUGUUCAUACUUUAAAAAGUAUAUUCUCAGCUCUGAGACUCCAGUCAGAGACAUGUUUUCUUGCUGGUGCUGCAACCAUUUACAUAGUAUUAUGCCAACAACUGGACACUUAGUUACUUAGGUAUAUAGGAAGCUGCCUAAUGCUGAGGCAAUUGGUCCACCUAGAACAGUACUGUCUGCCAUUGGUAGUGACUCUCCAGGUUGUAUCUCAGUCCUACCUGGAGAUGCCAGGGAUUGAACUAGGGACCUUUUGCAUGGAAAGCUUGUGUUCUACCAUUGAGCUAUGGUGUGAGACUGGUAAUUGAUCAUUUACAUAUUUCAGAGUUUUAUAUCCCCUUAUUGCAAUGUAUUUACAUUCCUCAUACAUUGAAAUAACAAGCCUGCUAUCAUUUUAAUGAGGCUAUACUGCAAAAAAAACCCUGAUUAUUUAUAAGGCUAAUACUUCCAAUUCUAAUUAUGUUUAUUUACUUAUUUCCUAGUUCCUAUGAGCAAUGUGACAAAUGUAUGAGUGCUUAUUGAAGGUAUUCUGCUUGUUAUGUGUGCACCUACUUGUGUUUGAUGAGACAGAUCUUGGCACAAAAUAGUCUGCAGUUCGUGCUUUUAAUACUUUGUUGGCUGGAUCCCAGAGGGAAGGUUGGAUGUCACGCAGGUCCUAAUGAGAUUGCAUGACAGGAAAGAUUGACCUACCUUGUAACACCAGGAGUAAGACGCCCCACCUGGAUGGUGUGUGUGUAUAGGUGUGCAAUACCAUGCACCCAAUAUCUAUCCCAAUUAUAUUCUUCUCACAGCAGCAUAAAUGAUCUGGGAAAAGCAAAUUUUUCUAAAGAUAAGAUGCUCAAGAAAACGGGGGAAAUACCUGAGGCCUUUUGCUGGUAUGUCUUUCUUUCUUUCUCUCCCUUUUUAACUCCCUUCCAUGAGCUUUUAAAAAAAUUAACAGUAAUAUUCACUAAUGUAGCAAUACAAAUGUGCUUAGGUAAAGCAAAGUGUUUAAUAAGUAUCGUAGUUGCUGCAGGCAAAAAGUACAUAAAGUGAAGUUAGCAUUUAUCUGUGAGGUGUUAUGUCCAGGAUUAUAGAAGCUCAGAGACAUUUAACUGCCAUAGGGACUGAAGCAGACCUUAAUUUUGUCUGUGCAACUGACAACUUGUGCAUUUUCUCAAGAGAAAGAGGAAAACAACAAGAGUAACACCCACGUGCUCAUUAAGUCCCUUUUAUCCAUAUGGCAGCAGGCUAUUAAGAAGCUGCUGAGAAGUUCUGUAUACGUUCAAACAGAUGAACUUCUGUUCUCCAGAAUAGCAGGAUUAAUGUCGCUCAGCAUUACUCAGUUCAGUGUGCACAUUGCUAUCUAAUUUGUUCAUCAUUAUUGAUUGCUGAUGGUAUAAAUUGUCUCAAUCAGCAGUGGUAAUUACGGUACAUUUCCUAAUAUGUGCUAUAGAGUUGUCUAAUUGGAAAUGCGCUGGCAAAUAUGCAAGAAAGAGAAAGAAUAUAUAAACAGUGGAACAGCAACCCAAAUAAACAAAUGCAUGUGGAGAAAGUGUUACAAGAUUCAGAAUGGGUUUUUAUAAGGGUAUAAGCUGAGUAAACAAUUUUUAGUUGAGUUGAUGAAUCAUAUUUGUUUUGAUUAAUUGGCUAAAGCUGCACACGUUUGUAGGUGAAAAGGAGUUCUUUUAAAAAUAUUUAUAAAAUUAUUUUUGAAUCUAAUAAUUUUUAAGAAAAAAGAACACACCUGUUUGUUCCUGGACUAGUUCCAAGUUUGAGGGGGCCCUUAGCAAACUGCCCCCUUAAAUCAGUGGCCUUCCUGACCGGCUUGACUGGUAGUAGCAAUGACACAAAGCAGUAGGACUCCAAUCACUAUCAGGUUUUUAAAAAUUUACUUCCUGAAUUUGUAUCCCACCCUUUCUUCCAAAAGUAGCCUGCAAUGGAUAUCUGAAAGCCACACGUUUAAUUUCCUGCAAUGCUCCAACUGGAGGCAUUGUGGGAAAUUUAGAUGGCAGACAGGUGGAGGAAAUUAAACAGUUAAAGGGAGUUCCAGGGCAGGCAUCAGCUGUGGACCAUGCAUAACAGCAGGCACCAUCUCAAAAAAGGCAGUCAUUUCUAGGUGUGAGAGAAGGGUAUAUGAUAAUUACCACCAGAUAUCCUUCAACUGCAUCUGAGUUUUUGGUUUCUAUUUAAAAGCACCAGGCAUUCAGAUUUUUCUUUGGAAUACCUUUUAGAAAUAUCUAAACCAAAUUUAUUUGGGGUAAUGAAUUUAAAAUUACAGGGACACUCAAAAGAGUUGUGAAUGAAGGUAUUAAUUGACCUCACUUGACUGAAAUGCCAGCUGCAGAAAUGGAAGAUAUUCGAACAGGGGGGCAAAGUCCUGUAAUAAAUAACUACGAAGGGAACGUCAUUCGUUUCUUCUCUUCCUCAUUGAACAGAGGACUGUCUUUUCAUGGUGGAAUUCUUGAGAACUGGCCUUCUGUGGCUAAAUCUCCUUUCUUAUUACACUACUUCUGUAAAAGAGAGACGUGAAAUCCAUCCUACAUAACCAAUCUUCUGAACAGGGAGUAAGUACACUCUUUGUUCUUUCAUUUGGUGUGGAUAGUGGGUUUUAAAAUGCAACAGCAAAGGAGAAAUUGCUUCCUAUAAGCCGCUCCACACAGAAGGGUUGAAAAUUAUCCUUCGUAGUUAUUUUUUAUUAAUUUAUCACAGGAAUAUGGCCAUUUGAUGUGGACAUAUCGGAUAACAAAGUUAUUACAUGCUAGGAGGCUGGGGGUGAACUUUAAGAGAGCAAUCCUAUGGAGCUAGGGGGAGAGGGAGGAGAAUCCAUGGGAAAUCUAUUGCCACUUUCUAUGCCCUGCUAGCUUGAGGUGGCCAGGGCAGAAGAUGGCGGUGGCGGGGGGAGUGUUUUCUCUUUCCCCCUUAUACUAGUAGGAGGGAGGGAAAUUAACUGCAUCAGGUCUAGGGCUUUGUGUAUUGUUUGACUUUGGUGUGUUGGAGGAUCCACCCUCAAUGUGUCUUCAAACCCUGAUGCUUCCCCUCAGUGGUACAUCCAUGCCCACUGAGGUUUUAGUGGGCAUACUGAGAGCUCCUGACACAGCACCCACUUCGGGAACUUCCAAAGGCUCCACAGACAGCCUGUAACCAAUUGUAAGGUUGCAGUCAUGUUUUUUUAUUUGUAUUUUUUUAAGGAAAAUAUGUGACAAAAUUGUUUUAAAGUAAGCCCCAUUGAUCACAACUCAUUUCUGAGUAAUCAAAGGCCUUUAACCUUUAAAAUAUAAAUUUUACAAUAGUUGAAUAACAGAACUGCAAUGUUCCAGAAAGGCACAAUUUUAGCAACUAUCAUCCUGGAGGAAGAUAUGAAUCAAGAAAACCAAUUUUAAAAUAUAAUUAUUGGGGUGUUUUCAAUCAUACUCUUAAUAUUUGAUUUACCAUACUUUUAAUAUUUGAAGCCAGACAUCCUGUGUUACAAGGAAUGUAAGUGCUAUGUUCAAAAAUAUAAUCUGUUAUUUCAAAAAUGUUUCCAAUGUUUUACCUUUGAGCCUUUGCCACCCAGUGAUGUACCAAAUAAUAAUUUUAUAUUCAAAUGCUUUACAUAUAAUAAUAAAAACACUAUGUUAAGGUCAGAAACAUGUAAGAUUUCAGAGUUUCAGGUGAAUAUUCCUAUUAAAAUUGUCUUACAUAAGAGCAGUGUUUAACCGAUUGCACUAUGGAGUAUUUAAUCAUUUGGGAAGAAUGUUUUGAUUUUUGAAUGUUUAGGGAAUAGAUUUUACUCAGAUUUGGAAACACUCCCCGUUUUGUCUUGCUGUUAGGAGAACUGUGUCCCAAAAUGCUGAUAAAUUAUUGUAAGGAGAAAAACAGAGAAAUGGAUAAAUAUUUAUGGAUUUGUCUCUUAAAGCCAGCAAGUACAUAAAACAUAAUCUGGGAUGAUUAUGCAGGCCAUUAAAUAUAUUUCCUACAUCUAGCCUUGGUCUCACUUGCCACUUUUCCAUCUACCAUACAAAGAAUUCCCAUUUGGUUUUUCCUCUAAACUUUGUAACCAAUUUGUUAGUUACAUAUUGGAUUAUGAUUUUUCUUUUUUUUUUUAUAUAAUUUUUUUAUUGAUUUUACAAACAAGUUUUAUACAAUACAAACAAAUAAAAAGACAUACAAACAUGUAUAAUUUCAUAACCUUUUUUUUCAUAACCCUCUCUUCUCGGACUCCCCAGACCUCCCCUUCCUACAUCCCAAUUCCCAAAAUUAUUUCAGCAAAUUCUAAAUAAUUUUAUCAAAUAUAUUUUUCUUAUUCUUUUUUUUUCUUCAACUUAAUCUUAUGUCGCUGUAAUCUCCUUUUCUUUCUCCAAACCUCGACAUUUUAACAUUCCUCAAUUUUAUGAUAGUUCUUUAGAUAGAUCUUAAAUUUCUUCCAAUCUUCUUCCACCGUCUCUUUCCCCUGCUCACGGAUUCUGCCAGUCAUCUCCGCCAAUGUCAUAUAGUCUAUAACCUUCAUCUGCCACUCUUCCAAGGUGGGUAGUUCUUCUGUCUUCCAAUACUUUGCGAUGAGGGAUUAUGAUUAUGAUCGCUUCUCGGCCUUUUGGCUAAGAUCAAGUGUAGGAUUAUGAUUUUUCUUGUCCCUUGAAGAUUUGACCUUCUUUUGAUGUUUUUCUCCCUAUGAACACAGGCUGCAUGUAUCACCCUGAAGCAGGAUGGUUGUUUUCAGAAAAGUAAGUCUAGUCCUUUAUCUUGGUGUGACACAUCAUAUAUACAUUGGGGGUGAUGGUGCAGUUUAAGAUCUGAGCUAUAUACAACACAAAACUGUCAUAGCACAAAAGAAGCAAACUAUAAUACAGUUGCUAUCUUACAUCCAAUGUGUGUUUCUUUCCAAAAAUAUAAAUGAGAUAAGAGGAUGUAUCCCCAAGUUCCAACUCUGGGGUGGGGAGUGGGAUUUUGAACCUACAUACAGAGGGGAAAUAGCUAACUGUCCCCACUCCCUAUAGUUAUUCUACUUAAAUUUGCAGCCUUUGGUUUUGCUUAAUUUUUUUUUUAAAAAAGAAUGAAAUCCAGCGAGUGUGAUGUGGAAAUCGCCUCUGGCAGUUUGUUGCAUGAGUCCAUGAAGUACUGCAACAGCUGCUAUAUUUUACAAUUGUUUGCCUAUAAAAGGUAAGCUAAUAAAAUACUUUAAAGAAGAAAUAGAAAUAACAAAGGUUACCAGUAAACUGUUCCAUAGUAAUAAACCUUGGCACAAUGCAAUUGCACCAAUGCUCUGAGAAAACAAAAUGCUUAUGAAAUUGACCAACCAGGCCUUAAGUCAGAAAAAUCAAUAAGACAAUCAAGAAAAAGAAUUUGAGGUUAGACAGCUCUCACUCUCUGGCUUCUAACGGAAGACGUCCAACAGAAGAUGAGAGGCAGCGGGUGGGGGGGUGGCAGAUUUUGGCGUCACACAGGGCACCACUGAUAUUUGAGACACCAAGGUCUGCCACUUCUUACACUUUGGCUAUUGUCCUCUCUGCCAGCCAAGUGAGGGAGGGCCUCCGCCCAUUUGCCUUCUGGCACAGAGCCAGCUUCCUUUCUUACACUAACAAACAUACUUAGGGCCAUUCACCGUACUUAAGACUUUACCAAGAAGCUUGCCUGCUAGUUCAACAAUGGAAUCCUCCAUUAGAUUUUAAGCCUUGCUGGAUCCAGGAUUCAAGGAAUUAGAAAGGACUCAGGCAUCAUGCAGUCUAAACCCCCCAAACUCACAACAUUAUUAAAGAAGGAAAUGUUAAAUAGGUUGAAAAAUUAUCAUAAGAUCCAUAGCAAAGGUUCCCACAGUUUAAUCAACAUCAAGUCGGAGGAAUCGGUUCUCCAAAGCACAAGAAGUAUAACAUAUCCACAAAUAAGUUAAUGACUUUUAUAUCCUUUCUUCCACAAGGGUGACCAUAUAUGGUUGGAGGCCUCUUCAGGAAGUGAGUUUAAUGUGCCCAUUGGGGCAGUUGUAAAGAUUUCUGACUCUGGACGGUUCUUGCUGGAAGAUGAUGAAGGCAAGGUAGGUGUCACAACAUUUAUUCAACAGAUGCAAAUAUUUUACAUAAAGCGAAAGAGCUAGAGAUGGGUCUGAAUGCCACAACCAGAGAUCAAGUUAUUCUUGGUCUUGAUAGAAGUCUAGGAUUCAUAGCUGGAACUUUAUGCAAAUUAGUUAUGCAGUGAGAUGGGACAAACUGGAGGCCCAUAUCUGAACAAUCUGUUCUUAAAAAGUGUUUGAAUGCGCAUCUGAAAUAAUUUUGAUCAAUGGCCUGUCUCUAAUGUGUCUCAAGGGUUAGUUCCUAGGAGUGACCUGAGGUGGUGUAUAAAAUCUAAGCUGAUUAGUUAAAAGCAGUUGUAUUUAAGGAACACUGGAUCAUGGCUCGGAACAUCUGCAAUGUGCGGCCAAUGCAUCCCACUUCUGUCAAAGGAGUUGAAGAUAUGAUACGCCUUGGAGACAUGAAUGAAGCUGGCAUGGUGCGCAACCUGCUUAUCCGCUACAAGGAACACAACAUCUAUGUAAGUUAGAAAUGUGACAUUUCAUUGUCCAGUAAUAAUGUGAAAUAAAAGCUUGUAUUUUGUCUGAUCACAGAUUUUCCUCUCAGUGAAUUAAUCAUCAUUUUACUUUCCCUUCAAUUGACAUUAAUUGAUAUCCAACAACAACCCCCCCCAAAAAAAAACACCUGGUAAGGAAUACUUCAAUGUGAUUGUAAGACUACUUAGAUUUUUUUGAUGAAGAAAUCUGUGCAUUUUGUUACAUAAAAUAAAUAUGUUCAAUAUACAUUCUCUAAAAACAUCAACAAAGGUGUGGGCAACCUAUUUCUUUUGGGAACCAUAUACCUUUGGUCUGACAGUUGCCACAUGCCAGCAGCGAUAGGCACAGCUGGUGAUGGGCAGAGCUAGAGACAAAAGUGUCAUGGAAUAACUAAUCAGGAAUAAAAACCAGUGUGCUUCAGUUUUCACCAUAGUUGCCUUAGAAUCCUGCGAAGAUCUACUCAGAAGUAAGCCCUACUGGGUUUAUUGAGGUUAAUCUCAAAUAAGUUUACAGAGGCAUUUAAAAAAAAAUUGUACACCUGUUCUGGAAAGCAAGUGAAACAAAUUCCUUUCUGACUUUACUGUGCUUCACUCACACACAUGACAGAAGCCUACCAAUUUAUUCUCAAAUUGCUAGGGGGAGUUAUCCCCCACAAAGUAUAACAACAACCCCCAAAAGAAAAAAAAAAUAAGUACUGCUACUGUCACUUCCAUUGUUUUCUGAGCCUACAUGGAAAAGUGGUAAGGAAGAAACUCUGAUGGGAUGAUGGAAGAAUGGGUUUUACUAACUUUAUUUGCAGUCUAGGGAUAACAGAAUUCUCCGUUUAAAUGUGCCCCUGGACUACUGAUUAUGAAUGAUAAGAAAAAUGUAGAGUCAAAUGCAACAUAGCACUAAGUGGGGUAUGUGUACGUGGAAUGAGUUCUGCUUGUGCAGUGAAAUGCUCCCUUCCUUCGCAUAUCCCUUAAACCCAUUCUGGAGAUUCCUUCAAUCCUCUACAGCAGCUUUAGGAGGAAUGGGAGAAGAGUGGGGAAAGACCUGUUGUGCAGGUGGACAUUUCUCCCUGCAGGCAACAACUUAGCCGACUCCUGCCCAAAAUGUUUAUAUGAUAUGAAUAAUGUGUCCAAUGUUGUUGACCCCUAUAGUAGUGUAUGACAGACUCUAAAGGCAGAGAGCUUUCAUUCAUUUAUUCUGCUUUCUACUACAUUUCAAAGGCUUCUAAUCUACCUACACAUGUUGUAUGAUACUUGAUAAGGGCAGAGCAUGAGGUGAUGAGAAUAUUGUUUGGGGUUUGUGUCAUAAGCAUUUUUAUUUAUUUAGACCUACACAGGAUCUAUCUUGGUAGCUAUGAAUCCAUACCAAGUGCUGCCACUGUAUACCAUGGAACAGAUUAGACUCUACUGUAACAAGAGGAUUGGAGAACUGCCACCUCAUGUCUUCGCCAUUGCUGACAAUUGCUAUUUCAACAUGAAGAGAAAUAAAAGAGACCAAUGCUGCAUCAUCAGGUAGAGGCAAUUAGUAGAGGGAAAGUUUGAUGCUAUUCCAAAGAAGAAUAGCUGGUAGGGUUGGGUGGGAGAGAAAGAGUAACAUCUAAGGGAAGCUUCCUGAUGGGUGUUUAUUGUGUUUCUCAUGAAUGCAGACUUUUUGCACUGCCGUCCAGUGUCGUUGGCAUCAAAAUGUCAAACCAUAUUCGCCCUGCCCAUUUAAUACAAAAUUAACCUUUACAGGGAAAUUCUGGUAAAUCAAAAAAGCCACUUGCCAGCCACCUACCCAUUUGUGAUAUCUUAAUGAUGUAUCUGCAGUUCAAGCCCCCAUAUUGAACCACCCAGCGUAGAAAUAUGGACAACGCCAUUAUUUUUAUGGCACUUUGCUCCAAUGGUGUAAAAGAAAAAGGCCUCUGGUUUAGAAGUGACUUGCCAGCUGUGGGCAGAGUCACUAUGCUGGCUUCCUAGCAGGUGGGAUCUGCUCCGUUGUGGCAUUUCCAUCACACUGACCUUCCAUCACACUCACCCUGAUGAUAGGCAACAGUGACCCACCCGCUGGCAUGCUAGCAUAGUGGUUUUGCCCCGCCCAGCAAGCUGCUUUUCUGCUGUGGUCCAGCUUGUUCAUGUAGUGACCAUGGGCCUGACUUUGAUAGGUGUACAGUAAAAACAGGCACAUGCCCUCAAAUGCCACACAUUCGAAAUGAGACAGUGGUAAUGCAAAAGAAGAGGAACACAGGUGUAGGCAAGAGGUAUCAAAACACAGCUAAACAGUUGUUCAGAGAAUAUCCACUUUGUUGAAGUGUGAUGGUGGAAAGCAAAAUUCCCUCUUUUCCUGCAACGAUUGAUUUAAGAUUAUUCAAGAGCAAGAAGAAACAGGCCACUUUUUACUCCAAUUUGUCAAGAGAGUCCAUCACUGAGUUCACCAGAUUUGAUAUCUUAUUUCAGUGGAGAAUCCGGAGCAGGGAAGACCGAAAGCACAAAGCUGAUUUUGCAGUUCUUAGCAGCUAUAAGCGGCCAACAUUCUUGGAUUGAACAACAGAUUCUAGAGGCCAAUCCCAUUUUAGAAGGUAGGCUAUAUAAUGCCAUUCACAUGGCAGUUCAUUCUAUUUCCCUGACCUUUCCCUGACUGUAAAUUUCUGCAUUAUAUUUCAGCUUUCAGGAGAUGUAAAAGCCACUUCUGAAGAACCAAUGGAUGUUUAGCACUCACGUUUAUGUUAUUUGUUUCCAGAAAAAAAUCUGUUUGCAUUCCUCUUAACUCAUAAAAUUGCAGGAGUAAAGUGAAUAAAGUUGGGGUUGUAUUCCAGUACAGUGGUACCUCGGGUUACAUACACUUCAGGUUACAUAUGCUUCAGGUUACAGACUCCGCUAACCCAGAAAUAGUUCUUCAGGUUAAGAACUUUGCUUCAGGAUGAGAACAGAAAUUGUGCUCCGGCGGCGCAGCGGCUGCAGGAGGCCCCAUUAGCUAAAGUGGUGCUUCAAGUUAAGAACAGUUUCAGGUUAAGUACGGACCUCCGGAACGAAUUAAGUACUUAACCCGAGGUACCACUGUAUAGCAGAAGCAUCCAUGUGCAAAAGGGUGGUGAAGCAGUGAUGUUGUUCAACGAUGGUUCUUGUUGUGAGGCACCAUGCUCACUAGUGUGAAUGGAAUUUAGUUCAACAUGCCAGCAGAUUGGUAAAAAAGCCACAGUUCUGUAUCACAGCAGGUGCUGCAGUGUUAAAGGAAUAUUAGAAAAUGGAAGAGAAGCGCUAACAUUAUAAUCAAGAAAACUAAUGCAAUAUUCUGCAUGUCUGAAAGCACCCCUAGAAUGUACAUCAUAUAUUCCACUCAUACAAUUAUAUCCACUGUUCAAUCUGGAGGUUCCACUUGCGUUCCCUAUUCAGCUAUUAAAUAUAUGAGGAUGUCUCAUAGAGAAGGGCAUGCAGUCAGCCUUUGCUGUCACACAUAAGGAAAAUAUUGGGGAGAAAUUAUCGUCCAGUUCUGGAAUAUUCUUAAAAGAAAUUGGAAGUGGCACAUACAGCUGUACUUUUAGCUGGCUACACUGUAAACAGUCAAUAUCUGGCAGAGAUUUAUGGACUUUUAAUGGUUUUUUAAUCAGAUUACUUUACUGAAAUGUUUAUACAUUAAAGAUGGCUCACCACCCUCAAGAUCUUGGGAUGUAGUUGACUAUAAAUCAAAAUAAAAUAAAAUAAAAUGAGCACCUCUUACUUUGUGAAGAAGAACUUCCAAGUAUCUUAGUGCCCUGAAUGAUUUCAAAUAAGCAAAAGAGUGCCCCUCCCCUUCAUGGUGCCAUCUCACCCACUUACAGCUUUUGGAAAUGCCAAGACAAUUCGGAAUGACAAUUCGAGUCGCUUUGGGAAAUACAUCGAUAUACAUUUCAACCAAAACGGGGUGAUAGAAGGAGCUCGGAUAGAACAGUUCCUUCUGGAGAAGUCUCGGGUUUGUCGCCAGGUAAUUCAGAGCACACAUUAAUUGGGGCAGUGUUCCUAUUUUCAUUUGUGCUGCUGUUAUGUCUGUGGGGGUCUUCUUAUCAUUCUAGGCUCCUGAGGAAAGGAACUAUCACAUCUUUUACUGCAUGUUAAUGGGGAUGAAUCUGGAGCAGAAGAAGAUGCUGAAUCUGGGCACAGCUUCAGAGUACACCUAUCUUACUAUGGUAAGUUGUGUCAUGGAAUUCUACGCAACUCCAACGUAUAGUUAGCAGAGUUUCUUUCACAGAGCAGCUUUCAAAACCCUCUUAAAUUUAUUAGAAUAGGAAAGAUCUCUGCACAUCAGAUCAAUACUUUCUGCACUAAGAAAUGCAAACUGACAAGUUGUGCCUUAUGUCUAUCAGUGAACCUGGUCCUUACCAGCCAUUUCACACCAGUACAAGCGCACAGAGGCUUUUCCUCCCACAAAGUUUACACAUGUAUUUCCAUGCAUUUUUAUAUACCCUACAGGGAAGAAAGCUAGAGGAAGAGGCAAUUUAGAGCAGAGAAACAGGAGUGUGGGAAGAGUUCACACACAUCCCCACACACCCUGCUUUCACUCCUGCUUAGUGAAGCAGUUAAUAAAGAAGAAAAGAACUUCCAGGUGAUAGUUUUAUGUAUUUGCAUAAAGCAUGUACUUUGGCCUUUGGGCACUUUUUCCCACUGAGCAUCUGCAAACCAUUCUUAGAUGAGAAACAGAAACCCAGUUGCCAUUCCCUCCCCCCUUUAGAAAGACAUACAUGAAAGUGAAAUGUUUAUGAAAGGAAUGUGGUCCUAAAAAGGAAACACACUUUCUGCUCUGAGCAUUUCCCUAAAUUGGAGAGGGUUUUUUUGCUACCAUCUAACCAAAGGAGGGCUUCACCGGCUAUCACAGAAUGAGAAUGUCAUUUGCUAAAGGACACAUAUUUUCUUGGAAAUCAGUCACACUGAUUAAUAUUCAGUUACAUCUGAUGUUCUGCAGCCUUUUAAAUGUGUUUCUCUGGGAAGGGGGGGUUAUUGUUUUGCUGUUUUGUUUUAAUUAUUUACUUGUGUUUUUAUCUUGUAUUUUAUUCUGUGAACUGCCCUGAGAUCUUAUGAUGAAGGAUGGUAUAUAAAUUUAAUAAAUAAAGUAAAGUAAAAUAAUCAUAAUCAUAACAAUCAUAAUAAAAUAUGAAGCAAGUAGAAAAUAAUCUGAUAACUAGGCAGGGCAGAAUUUACUUCUGGAAUUCAAAGAUUGCCUAUUUCACAAAAGGUCUGAAGGUCUUUGUGGCUCAUGAGGAAGUACAGAAAAAAUACACACACACAUAUAUAGAUUAGAUUAAAAGGGAAACACACAGUAGAAUGCAUUUUGCUUUGUGUUUGCUUGCUUAUUGGUACAGAUGGAAAAGAGGAGACUGAGAGGAGAUACAAUAGCUAUCUUCAGAUAUCUUAAGGGCUGUCACAUGGAAGAGGGAACAUGCUUGUUUUCUCCUGCUCUGGAGGGUAGGACUUGAACCAAUAGCUUCAAGUUAUAAGAAAGGAGAUUCUGACUAAACAUUAAAAAAAAACUUUCUGACAGUAAGAGCUGUUUGGCUGUGGAACAGACUCCCACGAGAGGUGGUGGACUCUCUUUCCUUGGAGAUUUUAAAGCAGAGGUUGGACUGCCAUCUGUCAUGGAUGCUGUAGCCAAGAUUCCUGCAUUAUAGGGGGUUGGACUAGAUGACCAUUGAGUCCCUUCCAGCUCUAAGAUUCUAUGAUUCUAUGCCAGUUUUCUUAGCUGUAAAUGUAUUGUGUGCACACAAUCUCUGAGGACUAAGGCGCGGAGUGGCUUUGGUGAGAAGGGGAGGGGCAGGUGGCUUUGGCAAGGUGUAAUGAAUGGGAGGGUUUGUGGCUUUGGCAAGAGACGUAGGGAGGUAGGUGGGUUGGGUGAACAAAAUAAGCAAGGUUACAGCCCCUAGUUUAUACAUAUACGGAUUGAGCAUAGGUGAACUGCCAAUCUUCGCAACGAAAGGAAAUCUGCUUGGCUAAGGUUCACAAGUCAGUUUAGCAAUCUCCUUUUGCAACCAGAUUCACAGAAUCACGAUACCAUCCUUGAGAAAUCAUUCAAAUGAACCACCCCAUAUCAUUACGGUAUAAAAAUGUCAUCACUGUGCUGUCUUCCAGGGUGACUGCACUUCCUGUGAAGGCCGUAAUGAUGCCAAGGAAUAUGCUCAUAUUCGCUCUGCCAUGAAGAUCCUGAUGUUCUCUGAUUCUGAGCACUGGGACAUAAGCAAACUGCUGGCAGCCAUUUUGCAUCUGGGGAAUAUGGAGUUUGAAGGUAAGUCCAGCGUGUGCGCCUACACACAAACACACACUGACCAAAGAGGAGAAAAUAGGGGUUAAUGAAAUUACCAGACAAUACUUUGAGCAGAAAACAACAUUUUGUUAUCUACAUAAGAAAGUGCAGAGGAAUGUAGAUGAUACAUUACCCUGAAAAGGACUUUCCUUAUUAUACAUACUGUUAAGAUGAAUGCUUUGUCAUACUUGUGUGUAGUGUAGGGGGGGAAAUAUUUUAGUUGGAGAAGUUGGAUAAUUCAAAGUUUUAUUUCACACAGUUACCACAGAACAGAUUGCCCAUAUGUGGAAAAGCAAGAAAGCAAUGAAUGAUGCAUGGGGUGUUUCUGUAGUGAUCUUCAGGGAUCAACAUUUUGAGAAGUGGGCAGGGGAUGGCAGGUAUAUUUGUAAGGAUCCCAUCUACCACAGUUGAAAAAAAAUCACCAUUUUAAUUACUGGCACUGCUUAAUGUCUGUACAGUAUAUUACAUUUCCAUGUAAGAAGGUUCAGGGACCAUACCUUAAGGGGCACCUCCCAUUUUCCACAUGGAUUAUGAACACAAGUACCCUGGUAUCUUAGGGAGAUUACAUUAUUCCUCUUCUGUUGUUACUUUUUUUAGCCUAAUGGCUGCUUCUUGAAUGAGAAAAAGUAUGUUACAUGCUUUAUGUUAUAAAUGAUCACCAAGCUUUACCUUUUCCUUUAUCUAGCUGCUGUGUAUGAUAAUUUGGACUGUUGUGCUGUACUGGAUUCUGCACACUUUUCCAUUGCAACUAAACUGCUUGAGGUAUUGGCGUUGCGCAUGAAUAUUAUUUAUUUACUUAUUUCAUCCCUACAACCUUUCCUCCAAAGGAACUCAGGGCAGUGAAUAUAGCUUCCCACUCCAUCGCAAGCGGUGUGGGCUUCAUGGAUGAGUGGGGAUUUGAACCUGAUCUCCCAGCUCCUAAUUUGACAUUCUAACCACACUGUAUUGCAUUGUCCCCUGCCAGUUUCCCCCCCUUUUUGUAGCACACUUUUUACCAUAUUGUCUUCUCUGCUUAGAGAUCACAUCUUGUGCUCUCAUUGCCACCAGCCACUGCUAUGAUGGCAGGCUUGCCUUGCCUUGCCCUGCUUUCUAUUAAAGGUAAAAGUAAAGGACCCCUGACAGUUAAGUCCAGUUGCAAACAACUCUGGGGUUGCAGUGCUCAUCUCGCUUUACAGGCCAAGUGAGCCAAUGUUUGUCCACAGACAGUUUUUCCGGGUUAUGUGGCCAGCAUGACUCAGCCGCUUCUGGCAAAACCAGAGCAGUGCACGGAAACGCCGUUUACCUUCCUGCCAGAGUGGUAUCUAUUUAUCUACUUGCACUUUGACGUGCUUUUGAACUACUAGGUUGGCAGGAGCUGGGACUGAGCAACGGGAGCUCACCCCAUCGCGGGGAUUUGAACCGCUGACCUUCUGAUCGGCAAGCCCUAGGCUCAGUGGUUUACACCACAGUACCACCCGCAUCUCUAUUAAGUGUCUUUGUAUCCCUUCUCUUGAAGGAGGCGCUGCCCUUUCUCGCCAGAUCUCCUGCAUCUACAGAAAAAUGACGCAAUUCAAUUGUCAUUCUUACAGGUGGAUUCCGGGGAACUCCACAGCAGCCUUACAAACCACUCGAUCAUCAUCAGGGGAGAGAGCGUCUCUAUGCCCCUAAGUGUAGCCCAGGCUGCUGAUGUGAGAGAUGCCUUCGUAAAGGUAAAGAAGAUAAACAGUUCUCCUCAUGUGUGGUUCUCAGUUAUGUUUUGUAAACAGCUUUGAGGUUUUCUACAAUGAGGCAGUUCAUACAUUUUAUGAAGAAAUAAAUAAAAUAAAAAUGAUAAGGUUGUACAUGUCAUUGAAGUUUAAUAACAGUCUAAAGACAAAAUCCUACAAACAAUGUCCUCUUUGGUAUUCCAGCUUUAGCAUCUGAUUUAUUAAGGAAGUUUGAAUCUAUACAAGCCUACAGCUAUAAUGCUUCCUAAAUCAAGAGAGAAAAAUUAUCACUCUUGGCUCUCAUCCAUGGGCUUACUCUCAUGGUGAAUGUUGCAUGUUUUUCUUGAUGUCAGUGGAGCUGGUAUUUCAGCACAGAAUGGCAGAAUGUGGAGGAGAGGGAUGGCAUGUUGGCAUCUGUGGAUGUUUAUUUAUUUAUUGCAGCUUCUUGUUGCUGUGUGCAUGGCAUUUACUGCAACCUGAUGGUAUAGUGGUUGAGAUGUGAUGAAACAGGUUUGUACAGUGUGAAAGGAACUUUAGAAAAUGGGACAGAAGCACUAGCCUUAUAAUCAGCUAAACCAAUGCUAUAAACCCCACGUGAAUGCAACUUAUGUUAAAUGCCGUGCUCUUAUGCACCUUUUCUUUACCCAGGGGAUCUAUGGACUCCUCUUCCUCUGGAUAGUUAAUAAGAUCAAUACUGCAAUUUACAACCCACCAUCUCAGGGUCAUAAAAAAACAUGCAGGUCCAUUGGGCUACUGGACAUCUUUGGCUUUGAAAAUUUUACCACUAACAGGUAUGACAUUCAAGUUUUAACUGUUUUGUGGGAUGUUUUGAGAAGUAGCACACCAUGUCAGAAACAAAUUGUAACCAUUAGUAUUGAUGGAAGUUAUAUUUUAAGUUAAUUAAUUUCCACACUGAAGAUGAUUGAGGUCCACUGAUACAGCUUCAUGCUGAAGUGAAAGUGUGUGGUGUUUGUUACUUGCCCUUGAUAUAUGCUAGAUUUCAUGAGAGCUGCCUGGUGAUUCAAGAUUUUUAGUGGAUUAAUCAUUUGUCUUUUAAUUGGUUACUCAGCCAGUUGUAUUUCUCAUUAAGUGUAUAUUUUACCCAGACCUCAAUAUCUGAAGGCUAUGAAGGACUAGAAGGGAAGAUUAUAUUAAUAAUAUAAAUGUUCACGAUAAAUAAGAAAUAAUUGUGUCCCUGCAGUUUUGAGCAGCUGUGCAUCAACUUUGCCAAUGAGCAUCUCCAGCAGUUCUUUGUAGCACAUGUCUUCAAGCUAGAGCAGGAGGAAUACUUGGCUGAGCAUAUCACCUGGAGUCACAUUGACUUCACGGAUAACUGUACCGCCUUGGAAGUGAUUGCACUCAAACCCAUGAAUAUUGUGUCACUCAUUGAUGAAGAAAGCAGGUUCCCUAAGGUGAGUAUUGUGGUUUUUCUCCAGGCUGCCACAGGGAAUUAGCUUUGUUUUUAUUUCUUCUGUUGCUAUAUUGUAUUGAUUUGUGUUGCAUGUUGUGAAUCUAGCUGUGUAGCUUGGCUCUCUUGCUUUAAACAUCUGGAGCUAUUUGCUGUGCAGGCAACCUAACAGAGACCCCUCAGGUUUCUGUAUCUCUAAAAUAUUUCCUGACUCUAAAAAUGUUGUUGCCACAUUGUCGCAACUCAGGAAGUCUUUUGCCACACAUUUUCCUUGUUUUGAGCACGUAUUAGCAUCCUCCCCGACCCACUUUAAUCUCAUGUUGUGGUUUGCUUCCAGGGAACAGACACAACCAUGUUGCACAAAAUCAACAAUCAUCAUUGCAGAAGCAAAAUCUACAUUCCACCAAGAAGCGUCCAUGACACAGUCUUUGGUAUCAACCAUUUUGCUGGUGUUGUUUAUUACCAGUCUAAAGGUGAGUCAAUAAUAAAAGUUCCCUUUCCCAGCAUUAUAUCAUCUAUCAAUUCAAAGAGAGUUCCUUUUCCCCCCAGUUUCAAAUCCUGCACAUUGAUACUGUCAGACUAAUUCUUGGUUCAUAAACAGCUGUUUCAUUACUUUACUGAACUGGUGUGGUAGGCAGGGUCCAUUUCAAUGGAGUGGGAAUGGCCACUAUCAAAGAGAGAGGAGGGAGAAUGGCCAAGGGAACUCAGUACAAUACGGAAAUUGGCAUCAAGCAGAAAAAAAGAUUUACCUUGCUUCUCCUUUCUUAUAGGUUUUCUCGAGAAAAACCGUGACAUGCUUAGCUCUGACAUCCUGCAGUUGGUUCAUUCAUCCAAAAACAAAUUCCUCAGACAGGUCUUUCAGGUGGAGACACCCGUGAAUGUGAUUCCUUUUGGCCGUGGGAGCAUUAGGCAUCUAGGAGUGGAUCCCACCCUCAAGGUUAGCUGCCCCCCAGCACUGACUUGAAAUGUGGAUGCACUCCCAGCCUCUGUUUCUUAGACAUUCUAGCUGCACUUUACCUUCUGUGUCAAUUUUAAGCCUUUGCCAUAUUUUAAAUGUAUAAUAGUAGGAAUGAUCCCGAGCUAUUUAUAUUAGAUAUAGCUGCUUUAUCCUAUAAUUCAGAAAAUACUUUCCUAGUUAGAAUGAGUGGUUUGGUCAGAAUAUGCAGUUUUGCUUUCCUAGGGUUACCAGAUUCAAAACUGGAGAGUAGAAAUAUAUAGUAAGCAAAGCAUCUUCUACAGUUACAAUCACUCCUAGACUGCAUACACACUAUAUCUUUAAAGCACAUUCAAAGCAUAUUUCUCUCCCCCCCCCAAGGAAUUCUGGUCACUGUAGUUCCAAUUCCCAGCAACCCUUAACUAACUACAGUGCUCAGAAUUCUUUGAGAGGAAAAGGGUGCUUUGAAUGUGCUUUGGAGUUAUAGUUUGCACACAACCUUGGCCUGUUGUGAGGGGAUGGGGUCCCCUGCAAUUCUUGUAUGACAGGUAUGGGGAAGAUCUGCAUGUUUAUUGACUGCAAAACAUUGGCUGAGGAGGAGCAAGCCCAGUCCAACUAGUGCAGGUGUUACAAUUUUGCAGUCAUAGCACUGGCAAAUCAGGAUGAAGCAUUUCUAAGCAUUUAGCCAGUGUGAUGAAGUGGUUAGAAUAUUGGCCCUAAACCAGGAAAACCUAGGCUUAGAUCCCUACUCACCUGUGAAGGUCAUUGGGUAAUCUCGAACUAGCCAACAUCUCUCAGACACAAGGUUAUUGUGAGGAUAAAAUGAGAUAACAUCAGUCUACAUUGUCCUCAGCUAUUUGGAGAAAUGAUACGCGGUGGCUAUGCAAAUUUGCAGCCAUCAUGUUGUAAUAGCAUUGUAGGGACAUUAUUGUGGUGUUGUGCCGAUGUUUAGGAUUUAUCCACAUGUUUUUCAGAUUUCCCCCUCCACUACCUUCAAUCUAACUGUAGCGAAACAUCAAAUAAUUGCUGUACUUAUCUUAUCCAUCUGUUCAUUUCCUCCUUUAUUCUUUCAAAAUUCUGCCCUUUUUGCUCUCCCUUUUGCUGUCCUUUUGCCACCAGUCAUUGUCCUGCCGGGGUUUUGUGCAAUCCAGAACAUCACCUGCUGCCUUUGGACAGGUAAACUGCUUGGAGAAGCAAUGCCACGAUUGAAAUAAUUAAAAAAGCUCUAAAGCCAUCACCUGGCUUUAAUUAUUUCUGUAGCAGCUGUGGGUUUGUGCAAUUCCUAUUUUAUUUCAGUAGGCUGGAAUGGGAACUAUUUCAUUUGGAUUGUGCCUACUGUUGGGAAAAUUUCAGGCAUUCCCCUGCAACUCUGACAAAGGUUGCUAAGUAGUUAGUUACCUGCAGAACGUGCAUGUCCUGUUAGCCACAUUUUCCCCAUUCUGGAGCAUAAGCUCAUGCUAACUGAACUUAAGCUUGUAAAAAUAAGACACUGAGAGAAACUGACAUUGAGAGAUAUGCCCAUGCCUAGAUGUCCUUGUUUCUUUGCAGGAAAGCACCUUGUGUGUUUAUCCCUCUCUGAAAACAGCAGCUUCCAGAAUAAUUGCAAGGUUUCAAGGCUGCUUGAAAAGCAGCUGCCACCUGCCCUAUUCAGAUAUUUUUCAUCUAUGUAUACACACAGCUGCUCCUUUAUCUUUUGCUUCUGUGUUUUUUGGGGGGUUUGAAAACCUGAACCCGGGCUCUUUUGGGAGGAAGGGCAAGAUAGAUUUUAAUCAGUAAAUUUAACCAGGAGCCCCUUACCAAGUGCUGUUUUCCCCAGCAGUUUGCAUAUGGCAUUACAGGCACCAACGGUCAGCUGGUUGGUGGUGCCUGCAAACCUCCCUUUGGCUGAGCCAGGCUUGUACAUAGUAUAUAUGAUGUCAAGUGUUGGGCAGUUGGUUGUGCCUUGGCCUACAUGGUCUCCUGUAGGAGGACUGGUGGGCCUAAUUAGACCUAUAGACUGAAGGUUUGGCAUCCCUGGGCAUAGAUGUCCGUUGAAAUACAGAAUGGAAGAUCCUGUUUUGUUUUGUUUUAUUCAUCCACAUUUGUACUCCUGGUACAUACACAAUUGUAUUCAGAUAUUUUCAAGCUUAUAUAGCUUUCCAGUGCUCAAAAACUGAAGGAAAUUACCAGAAUAGAGUAAAUACAUCCUGAAUAAUCACAAUUCUUUUGCAUCAGUUCCUCCAAAUUAAAAUAUAUAAACAUUAAAUAUUGAAGUUAUAGGAAAAAUUUAUGUAAACGAUAAAAAGUCCUCUUGUCUUGCUAUCCCUAACUUUUUAAUGUAUAUUGUAGUUACCAUUAUUACCAUUAUUUUGUAACAUUGCUACUAGUUUGCCUGUAUUUACCUGUUCCCACAACUUCCUAAUUAUGUCAAGUUCAUUGGGGUUUUCGAAUGUUCAUCCAUGCCUUAGCAUGCAUAAUUCUUGCUAUGGUUAAAAUAUGUACUAUGUUUUUAUUCAUAGUAAUUUUGUUUCAUUUUACCUCCUUUAUUCUCUUGGUUGGCAUGUCUUUUCUUCUUUAGACUUUUGUUCUGUCAACAGUUAUUGUUUUUCCCCUCAGAGCAGGCAAGAGCUACCCCUAUGUUAUUACUCUGUUGAAUUUGCUCAUCUGAGUUGCCACUCCACCAUUUUGUGGCAUUAACAAUAACACUAUUACAGCGUUGAGAUAAUUAAAUGUUUGUUUGUAACCUAGUUCAUAGAGGGUGAUUUCUAACUAAUUGGUCUAUUCUGAAUAUGAGUAAUGCUGGAUAUUACCCAUAGUUCUUCUUUAAACUUUUCUGUUCUUUGUUUAAAGAAGUCAAAAUAUCCAACAAUAAGUAUCAAGUCAGCUCCAGUAGAGACACAUAAUACCACCCUCUCUUUUACAUUUGUCAUUUUUCCAUUAAACAUCUAUGCCUGUUGAAGAAUUCUGAGCAAGUUGACUGUUGGUAUUAUAAAAGGAUGAUUUCCUUUGGUUUGUGAUUUUGGCCAUUGGAGGGCAGUAGUACUUCACAUAUAAAACCAAUAGAUCCCACAAACCAUGUUGAAAAGGGAACCUCAGGUCUACAAACAUAACAGGAGAGGCAAUGGGUAUAUAUGCUCCACAGCUUCAGACACACAUUACAAACGUCCGCUAGGGGGACACAGUAGACAAAGAGAGAAAUUGUCAGUCAUAAAAAGUAUGGCUUUUUAUUAAGGGCAUAUUUGCCAGCAAUAUUAAGAACACAUUUUCUCUGAAAAUGCAUUGCUUGGAUUGUUUUUAAUGUGAAUGCAAAGCAGUAAGAAAGGGCUUUUCCCUGUAUGGUUGUAUUAGCAUUGUCCUUAUUGGUUUGUCUACACCACAACGUCAGGCAAAAUGUGCCUCAUCAGCAUUUUAUUACUUCAAACAUGUGUAGGAGUUCACUGUGAAUGGGUGUUCAGUCACCGAGGCAGUACAUAUAUAUAUAAUGCAGCAUAGUCAUUCAAUGCAUGUGGGUGUUGAAUUGAUAUUCAAGACAUGUGGUUUGCUCUCCCAGGGAUCAGAUACCACCAAGCGUCUCUCUACGUUAGGGGGGCAGUUCAAACAGUCCCUGGAGCAGCUGAUGAAAAUCCUGAGUAACUGCCAGCCGUAUUUUAUCCGCUGUAUCAAACCCAAUGACUACAAGAGGCCAAUGGUAAUAUUUCAUUAAAAUAUCUUGAUCAAGUUUUUGUCUAUAGCAUCUGUUGGUUUGAAGAGAAAGGACAUUCGUUUGGUAGGAAUUAUGCAGUUAGCAGAGCUGGGGGAUGGGGGCCAGCCCCUCAAAAAAAAAAAAAAAUCCAAUGAAAGGGCUAGCCCCCCUGCAUGUUGUGGGGCACACUUGUGUCACAAGCACAAGCUGCGGGGCAGCUGCACAACAUGUCAGCACACACCAUAGCAUGUGUGAGUGAUGUUAGCAUGCCACUGGGUGUGUGUGCACGAUGCCAGGAUGCCACAGGGCAUGCUUUCACCAUGCGUGCACGCAGCAGGGCAUGCAUACAUGAUGUGCUGACGUCGCAUGGCCCUGCCGGCCUCCCCCCCCCCCCGCCCCAGUCACGGGGGCAAGGUGGUGCAUGUGACAGGGUGCUUCCAAAUGAGGGCAGUUUCCUGCAGGUGGCACAUUCAGACCUAAUUUUCUUUAUCUGAUUGACAUUCCAGGAUUUAAUAGGCUGGCUCAUUCAUUUUGGUGAAAAUGUGUAUUAAUAGGCAGGUACGAAUAAGAAGCAAGCAAGUGGGUGACUCUAGCAAAUGUACGGCAAUAUUGACAUCCCUUCUUCCCUGCUGUGCUUGUUCUGGUAUCCCAACUUGACUGAAAAUGUGAAAGAGAUAAAUAUAUUUUUCAUUAGACCCAAGAUGAGGUGUGAAAAGAAUAAACAGGAACAUUUAAUGCAUAUGGUACAGAACCGAGGUUGUUUGUGUUAAAUUUUGCUGUGUGUUUUAUUUUCAGCUGUUCGACCGAGAACUCUGUAUCCGUCAGCUGCGCUACUCUGGAAUGAUGGAAACCAUCCGGAUUAGGAAAGCUGGCUACCCAAUUCGCUAUGGCUUUGCAGAAUUCUUUGAGAGAUACCGAGUUCUGCAGCCAAUGUCUUCUCGUGAGCAGGCAAGUUAGCAGGACUGAUCAACCUUAUUACUGCAGUAAGAGGCAUAUUGAUUUGUAAAACUCAAAUCCCUUCUUACUGCUAUAUACAUAUCCAGUAAGCACAUCACCAAGAAGGGGGUUGCUUUAUUUAUGCUUUUCUUAAGUCAUCCUUUAACAGUUGCAAGAAUUUAUAUGGCAAUAUUACCAGUGAUAUAAAUCUCACCAAUUCUAGUUCAAAAAAGCACUUCCAGAGUAUGACCAGAAUCUGGUGCCCAUUUCUUAGUUAUUUAUCAUGAGGCCUCUUAAGUUUCCAACCAAACAUAAAUAUGACAAUUGAUUUACAUUUCAGCUGAAGAAUGAUGCUCGCCAGUGCUGUAUUUACAUCUGUGAGAAGGUGAUAGGAAAAGAUGAUGAGUGGAAAAUUGGAAGAACCAAAGUAUUCCUGAAAGUAAGUUACUGGUUUAAUCUAACAGUUUUGUCCACUUUGAACAGCCACGGCUUUCCUCAAAGAAUCCUGGGAACUUUAGAUCAUGAAAGGCUCUGGGAGUUGUUAGGAGACAUCUAUUUCCCUCACAGAGUGACCCUCCCCAAAGGAAUUGUUUGCUAAACCACUCAGAAUUGUAGCUCUGUGAAGAGAAUAGGGGUCUCCAAACAACUCUCAGCACCCUUAACAAACUACACUUCCCAGGAUUCUUUGGGGGAAGCCAUGACAGAUUAUAGUGAUACGACACAGCUUUAAACGUAUAGCACAGAUAGGGCCUAUGUGAGAGCACUGUUCCCUCAGGUCUGUUUGCCUGAUCUUCUAUGAAUUGUUUCUCAUCGCUUCCCUUCAGCACUAUGUAGUGGUGCACAGGGUUCAGUCACAACUCAGUAACUUGUACUUACAAGUCAUAGACCUUGUCUUCUCCUGCCCAAAUUAUUUCUGUGGACACCCAUGCUUGAGAGGAACUUACUCUCCAUCUUGAAGCUGAGUCUACAAGCUGACCUCACGGCUGUUGUAACAUCCACCCUCAUUUUUGUACUUGCCCCCCUUGUUCCCCUCACCUGGAUCUAAAUCGGUUGACACCAGAUGACAAAGCAGAAGUGUUUUCUCCAUCUCCAUCACAGAUUCUCUAAUACAUUUUGUUGCUAAGAGCAAUAGAAUAACUCAUAUAUUGUCCUAUAUACAGACUGAUUGGUUCUGUUUUGUUACAACCCUUUUAUAUGUGGUGAUUUUUAGAUUAGAUUAGUUGGUGAUAAACAUGUGAAUUAUUAUUUUUUCCAUUCUUUAAUAGGACUAUCAUGAUACAGUACUGGAGGUGCAGCGAGACAAAGCACUCACAGAGAAAGCCAUCCUAAUUCAGAAAGUGCUGAGAGGGUUCAAGGAAAGGUAAAAAUGCUUCUAAAGGUAGCAAAUGAAAUCAGAUUGUUAAUUUCCUUUGGGUAUUUUGCCUAUGGGGAGAGAAUUGCAUUUUUCUUGGGCUCGGUGCAAGUGGCUUUUUUGUGUGAGGUGGGGAGGAGGGGGUGCAGUUCUGGGUUUAUUCCACUAGACCCACUACAGUGGGUCAGGUUACAUACGCUUCAGGUUACAGACUCCGCUAACUUAUAAAUAGUGCUUCAGGUUAAGAACUUUGCUUCAGGAUGAGAACAGAAAUCGUUCUCGUGACAGCGCGGCAGCAGCAGGAGGCCCCAUUAGCUAAAGUGGUGCUUCAGGUUAAGAACAGUUUCAGGUUAAGUACGGACCUCUGGAAUGAAUUAAGUACUUAACCUGAGGUACCACUGUAUUUUGGGGUUAAUGUUAGCAUAUUGAGGUUUGUUUUGUUUUUGUUUUAAUUUCUUCUGCCUGCAGGAAACAGUUUCUGAGGCAGAGGCGCUGUGCUGUGGUUAUUCAGACAGCCUGGAGGGGAUAUUGCUGUCGGAAGAACUUCAAGAUGGUAAAAAGCUUGCGUGGAUCUUUCAGAUACAGUUAUCAAAAUGGGCUCUGCAUAGCCAGGCACACUAUUCAUAGGUUCUUACACUAAAAGACCUAGAACACUCAAACUUUACUUUGACUGGGAUUCAAAGAGUCAGCUGCACAGCUACUUAUGGAACUAUUUAUGGAACUUCACACACCUCAAAAUAUAUGGUGGGCUGCUUUUGAAAUGUUGCAAGUUGUGCUAUGGCACGGCAUUCUGCUGUGCAAAGGGGAAAGUAUCAAAAAAUCCCCCUGGAUGUGCUUUUCACAUAGUUCUUUGGAUCCCUGCCUUGGUUCAGUUGUUGUUGUUUUUAACGCAACAACUGUCUAAGGUCUAACAGAUGGCUGAUUUAUCGGGGGGGGGGGGGACUGUUGCUUGCAUGUAUUCCUGAUGUGCUUUUAGUGUAUGGAUAAGAUAAGAGGUGGAUAAGAUAAAUUUGGUUUUGUCACUGUAGCAAGGACCUCCAUGAGAUGCUUUCAAAGACAAUGGAAUAUUUAUUUAUUUGAAGCAUUUUUAACCUGCUGUUCAUUCACCUUGUCCGUUUCUUCUCUUGUGUGGUUAGAUCAUGUUGGGCUUUGAGCGCCUGCAGGCCCUUUUCCGGAGCAGGCAGCUUGUGAAGCAAUAUGAGGCCGCCCGGGCAAGUGUGAUUAAGUUCCAAGCUUUGUGUCGAGGUUACCUGAUGCGCCAGAAAACAGCUGAGCAGCUGAAAGCUGUGUGUGUGAUACAAGCUUAUGCCAGAGGAAUGUUUGCUCGUAGGAGCUUCCAGAGAAUGAAGAGAGAGGUGGGUACAGCUGGAUCAUAAUCAGCGCAUGAUGCAUCAUAGUAGGAAAGCUUGACAGCAGCCAAAUCCUGUGAAUAGAGAGUUGGCCUAGCGAUGACUUUAGUAUCCUCAAGGUACAAAAUAACUGAAUACUACAUAAUGCAUUUAAUCAUGACCCCCUGCUUACUACAGUUGAGGGUGAGGUCUUGGAACUCUUGACAAGGUGAUAAGAACAGAAUUAUUUAAAAUACAUAUCAAUUCAAUUUGUUUGUGUUCAGGGUUAGAUAUAUUGGCCUCGUUCACAUGUCACAAGCCAUGGUUAAGAGGCUUGUUUAGCUCUUCUUCACUGGAGCAUGGAAGAAACAAACCACAAUCUCUGCCUUUGCUUUAUGUCCAAUGAACCAUGUUUUACUGCAACAAACUAUGGUCAGUGAACCUUGGCUGCAGAUCAUGCAUUUUUGGGAGUGAAACAAGCUGUAAUCCUUGUUUUGGAUGUAUUGCAAAUCCAGAGUACAUGGUUUGUUUCCUCCCAGUACUAGCAGGGAGAAGUGAAAAAGUCCUCUUAGGCACAGUCACACUAACCAUUAACUAUGGUUUACCAGGAUGUCACUGAAUGAGUUUUGCCUUUAGCACUUGCAAUAAAUUUUUUUAAAUCAUUCACAGCCAAAAUGUUAUGUGAUGAUUUUAAAAGACAUUAAUUUUCCAAAAUAUUUUGGAGACCUCAUAAUCAAAUGCAACUUUAAAAUACAGAAUGAAAGCUAUUGAUUUAUAAGGACACCAGUAUGGAUACUUAAGGGACAUGGGUGGCGCUGUGGGUUAAACCACAGAGCCUAGGACUUGCCGAUCAGAAGGUCGGCGGUUUGAAUCCCCGCGAUGGGGUGAGCUCCCGUUGCUCGGUCCCUGCUCCUGCCAACCUAGCAGUUCGAAAGCAUGUUGAAGUGCAAGUAGAUAAAUAGGUACUGCUCUGGUGGGAAGGUAAACGGCGUUUCCAUGCGCUGCUCUGGUUCGCCAGAAGCGGCUUAGUCAUGCUGGCCACAUGACCUGGAAGCUGUACACCAUCUCCCUCUGCCAAUAAAUCAAGAUGAGCGCCGCAACCCCAGAGUCAGCCAUGACUGGACCUAAUGGUCAGGGGCCCCUUUACCUUUAUAGAUACUUAGUUUCUAACAGUAGUAUUUACUAAUUAUAAAGGUGAAACUGGUGUUUUAUUGCAGGGAUACCUCGGUUGGUAGAGUAUGAUCUCAUGAUCAUGAAGUUGAGCCCCACGUUGGGCAAAAUAUUCCUGCAUUCCAGGGGUUGGACUAGAUGAUCCUCGUGGUCCCUUCCAACUCUACGAUUCUUAUGUUCUUGAUGCAAUAAUAGUGUAUUCGUGGUGCAUUUAUUCUGCUUUAUUAGUUGCUCUGUGAUGCUUCCCCACUGCUACCAUAUUAUUGCUGUCUGGAGAGGAUAUAGCUCAACAAAAGCAGAACAAAAAUAAACGAGAACGUUCCUGGUGUAAAAAGUUACAGGAUUUCAGCAGGAAGUUACUAGGUAUGCCCUGAACGGAAAUGAAGCAGUGUGACCAGCCCCAAACUUUUCCAGGUGCAAAGAGUAUUGACAUUGAGAUCACAUGUGACUCCCCCACAAGAUCAUGAGCACAAAUCAUCAUGGAUGCAUACAAUAGAAAGGCUGUCUGGAAGGGGGCCACAGUGAGACUUUUGCCCUUGCUAUAUGCAAAUGUUAGGCUGGGAAUCAUUUGGAAACGAGAGAGUGCUAAGUGAUAAAUCUGGCUAAAGACAACAAUAGUAAGUUUCUGUUACCUGCAGCAGCAACUCAAACUGGAAGCCAGACAGCUACGCUUCAAGGAAGAUAAGCAUCUCCUUCCAAUAACUGGAGCAAAGAAAGCAAGGGAAGAAGCGCUUAGAAUAGAAAAGGUAGGUUCUCUCGGUCGCCGGGCUCUCAUGUAUGAUGGCAUUCAGGCAGAAGAAACUCCCACAGAAGAAAUGUGUGCUUCCACAGCAGGUCACAUACAGCAAUGCAAGUGCUCACAUUUCCAAAGCAGAAAGACAUGCAUGUUGAUGGAGAGUUCUGUCUGUGCAGAAAUAUUAGGAAAGUUCAUCAUACACAACAAAUGUCCUCCCAUCUGUACCUGUUGUCACUACUUUGCUGUUUGUGAAAGUGAAGUUCAUUUCAUGCAUGUGUUAUGGUUCUAUAACAGGUGGUGGGGAACCUUUGGCCCACCUGGUGUUGCUGAACUACAACUUCCAUCAUCCCUGAUGGCCAUGGUUGCUGGAGCUGAUAGGAGUUGUAGUUUAUCAACAUCUAGAGGGUUAAAGGUGCCCCACACCUUUCCUUAUAAGGUCAUCUGAUUUUUUAAAGUCAGAAGUAGCCAGGCAAAUUGGGACGCGGGUGGUGCUGUGGGUUAAACCACAGAGUCUAGGACUUGCCGAUCAGAAGGUCGGCGGUUCAAAUCCCUGCAACGGGGUGAGCUCCCGUUGCUCGGUCUCUGCUCCUGCCAACCUAGCAGUUUGAAAGCACGUCAAAGUGCAAGUAGAUAAAUAGGUACCGCUCCUGCGGGAAGGUAAACAGCGUUUCCGUGCACUGCCCUGGUUUGCCAGAAGCGGCUUAGUCAUGCUGGCCACAUGACCUAGAAGCUGUACGCCGGCUCCCUCAGCCAGUAAAGUGAGAUGAGCAACCCCAGAGUCAGUCACGACUGGACCUAGUGGUCAGGGAUCCCUUUACCUUUACUAGCCAGGCAAAUUAUUUUCACCAUGAAAUCUUCUUGUUCCCUAUACGUAUUUGAAAAUGAAUAAUUUGCUUGGAAUCCAAGAGCAUAUGCUGGGUCUCAGCAAGCUUAGUUCCAGCAUGUUAUAUUGAAAUACAUUAUUGUCACUUGUACAAGUUGUAUACAGUGAGAUUACACAGUUAAUUGUAUAUUGUAUAUAAUUAUAUACUGUAUAUGGUCAGAUAUCUACUACUUAGAUCUGCUUUACCAAGAUACUACUGUGCCUGUCGCUGGAAAUCUAAAACUAGGUGACAGAAAUUAGGCUUAUAAGGAGUAGAUUGCUUACAGAAUCAGAUGAGAUUUAGAAACAUUUGAAAAUAUCUGGUCAGGAGUAGCAGCUCUUGAGUGUUCCCAUAUACUUUGUAAACCUGUUUGUCCUCCUGGCCAUGGAAAUCCAAACUUGCACUUUGUGCUUAUGAGGAUUUGGUGUGUGUACAGAUUUUCAUUCCUGCAAGUUCCUAGUGCUGGCUACAUGGAUUCAUAUAACUUACCCACAGGAACAGCUGGAAGAGGACGCUGAGAAGCUAAGGAAAUAUGAAGCUGUUGACGACAAACAUGAAGCAAUAUAUGAUGUCAUCAGUGACCAGGAAAUGGUGGACAGAGUAUUUGGUUUCUUACCUUCUUUAAUUGGAGGCCAAGAAGGACAGGCUCCUCUGGGCUUUGAGGUAAGCAGCUGUAAAGUCAGUAUUGUAUAGGCCUGUUCACCCCCAGGGGAAAAACAGCAUAUGAAGUGGCCACCUGGAGAUAUUAUCUCCCAGAUACUGACUCCCAGUAUGUUUCCAAGCACAAUUCAAAGUGUUGGUGCUGACCUUUAAUUCUCUAAAAGGCCUCGGUCCAGUAUACCUGAAGGAGCAUCUCCACCCCCAUCGUUCCGCCCAGACACUGAGGUCCAGUGCCGAGGGUCUUCUGGUGGUUCCCUCGCUGCGAGAAGCCAAGUUACAGGGAACCAGGCAGAGGGCCUUCUCAGUAGUGGCACCCGCCCUGUGGAACGCCCUCCCACCAGAUGUCAAAGAGAAGAACAACUACCAGACUUUUAGAAGACAUCUGAAGGCAGCCCUGUUUAGGGAAACUUUUAAUGUUUAACAGACCACUGUAUUUUAAUACUUUGUUGGAAGCUGCCCAGAGUGGCUGGGGAAACCCAGCCAGAUGGGCGGGGUAUAAAUAAUAAAGUAUUUAUUAUUAUUAUGAAGGUGUCCACUACGCACACCUUAAAAUGAUGCUUAUUAAUAGCCGACAUUGACACAGUUUUGUAGAGUGUCUUUGCUAAAAGGCAGGGUACAAAUGCCUCAGACAAGCAAACAGCCUUGCUGGAGCCUCUGUAUAAGAAGAGCCCUGCUGGGUCACACCAGAGGUCCAUCUAGCCCAGCCCAGCAUCCUGUUCUUGCAGUGGCCAACCAGAUGCAUGUGGGGAGCUCACAGUCAGGACACAAAUGCAGCAACGCUCUCUGACUCAUGUUCUCCAAACACUGCCUCUGAUCCCAGAGGUAAUGCAGCCAUCAGGACUAGUAAGCACUGAUGUUUCUGUGAUUCUUUGCCCUGCAGGACUUAGAGACAAAGACACAGAUGUACAAGCUGAACGAGGUGGACCUGGAUAUGAUCCCGAUGGCCAUGGAGCUGGAGGAAGAGGAAGAGGAGACGAGUGGUCUUGCAGAAUAUUCAUUCCCCAAAUUUGCAGCCACUUACUUCCAAGGUUCCUCUACACAUACGCACAUUCGACGGCCGCUGCGCCACCCAUUGCUCUACCAUGAGGAGAAGGAUGAUAUUCUGGUAGUGUAACUCUUCUUCGCUGUGCUGCUUAAGUUCUGCUGACAACACUAGCAGCACCCUAGAUCUUAUUCUUUUCCCCCCUUUGUUUUCUGCAGGCCACAAAAUGCUGUUCUAGAAAUAAAACAGAAAGAACACCGAUGCUAGAAUGCAAGAUUUAGGUUGUGUAUACACCAUACAGUUAAAGGAUGUUCUCCCCCUUAUUACCCUGGGAAUUGUAGUUUACCCCUCACAGAGCUAUAAUUCCCAGCACCCGUAACAAACAAUAGUUCCCAGGAUCCUUUGGGAAGGCACAUGCUUUAAAUGUAUGGUGUGUAUGCAGCCUUAGUCAAUACAACUGCUAGACUAAUUGAUUUACAAUAUAUUUGUUCAGUUAAAAGCAAAACCCUAAUUUACUGGGAAGCUAUUUUUUAAGAACUUUUUUAAAAACACAGGUACUUUAAAAAAUACCACCGUCUCUCGCAUGUGGGAGGGAAUGCUUUAUGCAGUCGUUAUCUAAAAACAAAGGGAGAAUAUGUAUUUAUUCAUAUGCAUAUUUAAUAAAAGAAGUUUAUAAGAUUGACUAAGGUUUACUGAAUCUGUUUACAAUCCUCCAUAAAAGAAACUAUCAUAUUGUGUCUCACUAACAAGCAAACUAACAAGCUGGUUUUACAGUAUUAGCAAAAACCAGUACCAACUACUGACUGAACUGCUGCUGCCAUAGCUACUGAUACUAUUGCAGAUUAUAUCACAAAGUCGUUAUGGUUUCAGUACAGGCACACAGAACCUCACAAACUUCUGUGGGAAUUAAGUGCAUCGGUAAAAUAUGUGACACGUUAGUUUUACCAUUACUAUGCAAAAUUAUCUCAUUGUGUGUCCUAUCCGUAUUAGGCAUCUCUAGCCGUUUGGACCACCAUCUUGCAGUUCAUGGGUGACUUACCAGAACUAGGAAAAAACACCAACAGCAAGAGCAGCUCUGAAGUGACUCAGGUCUAUGAUACCUUUGGCAAGAAAAACCAGCUGCAGCCCACAGGCAACUACAGUCCUGAUGUGGUAAGAGGAAGGCAUUGUUUUUCACAGCUAUAAUCUUAUGAAAAUUAGACCACUCCCUUUGAAGUAUUUGCAUCUUAACCUUUUCGCCUGUGCUGUUCUCCCCCAGAAAAUUACCCAGAAAAUUGUUAUUUGCCCCCAAAGGUACUACUGUAUUUGCAGUGGCAUCUUUGGGGAGGGAAAAGAUCUCAGAGGGGGGAAGUCAGUGUGUAGGAAGGAUGACCUUUCACCUCCCAUCUCCCAAGUGCUGCAAUCCUGACCUGGACUGAGGGACUCUCACAACUGUUUUAUAAAACAGAAAAAGCACGCUAAGUUACAAACGCAUGUUGAGCUUGACCUUGAUAACUGGAGGCUAGAAGUCUGCAUUUUAAUUUGCUACAUUCAAGAACUGAAGCAGACCUCCCCAAACUCCCAAGCUGUAUGUGGGGCUGUCACGGCUGGGCUGUGGGGAGCAGCCUGAGGUGAGCUGGGAGAGCAGGGAUGGAGAGUAAGUCCAGACCAAAGGAGAAACUAGGAGGCAGGACUGAAAAGCAACCAAAGGAUACAGGCACACACCAUUGCUUGGGAAAACCAUGUUGCUCAUGGAAGACCUAAUAAGAAAGGGGAAAUCUUUUACAGUUCUUUCUUUCCUAGAGGAUCCGAUGACCCACCUAGAUGAUUGGGAUGUCUACCCAGAACGUGGAGAUGCUAAAUGGCCUUCAUGUAGGUGCAACACACCAGGCAGCUGUAGACUAGAGCCAAAUCUCCUAAUUCAAACCCAUGCAACUCCUGCCAGUAACACACUCACCAAGAAUUGCCAUCUAUGAGAUGCUUGAUAAUUAUCCUGAUUUUGCAGCCAUCAUAGAGAUGCAAAGCCAAGAGGGUCAUUAAGUGCUAUAUUAAUAUAACUGGUACAGUGUGUAUGGACCAGGGGGUCUGCGUUUGAUUGGCCAAGAUGAAAGGAAUUUUGCAGAUGGUUGUUCCAUGUUGUAGCUGGAUUCUGGGGCUUAAUUGUUAAUUUCCUGCAAUUAGUCCUUGCAGACUUGAAUUGGUAUAAUUAAUGAGGACAGGCUAGUUGUCUAUGAUUGGACCAUUGUUAAUUGUAACCCAUUUUGGUUUGGAAGAAAACUGGGUCAUAGUUCAUUAGUACUCUGUUGUGUGAAAAGAAAGUCCUACAUUCCAUUUACAUUACUCAGUACAUGAUUUAUAGUGCUGGGAGGGUGAGAUAGUCUAGUGUGUGAUUCUUUUUUUAAAAUAAAAAUCUGCAAAGUACAUGGCAGGACCCUUGUCUCGCUUCUGACUACAGUGAAAGCAGAGUUAGGGUUUCAGAAAAAGUGGUUUCAGAAAAUCCUUGGCUAAGCUGGAGAACAACCUGGCUCUGCUCCUCAAAGUGUUUUCUUCAACCAAAUGUUUAAUAUGAAAGUCUACCAACAUUCUAGAAAGCGUUUUUGAUUCCAGGUGAUCUGCUGGUGAAUUUAUUGGAGCCUGGCUGUCCUAUGCAUGCCUAAAAGCUCCACAUGCUCCCAUAGCAUCUUUUCUCUCCACUUCUUUGUGUGAUUACCUGUGCCUUAUGAAGAACUUGUUAAAUCCGAAAGUUUGCAAUAGUCUGAUAUGUCAUCCAUGUGUGUCUUUCAUACUGUGGAAUCUAGAAUCACCAGUAUAACAUAUACUGUGGACAACAAAUCAUUCUUAUUUUGCAUCAGAAUUCCUGCAUGUACUACUUGACUGGAAAGUUCUCAGGAAACAGUGCUUGAGACUGUAGAGAAUAUUUUCCCUUAAUUUAGCAGUUGCCACUGAAUUUUGAGGAUCAAAGUUCAUAAUGAACAUUUCUGUCUUAGAGGGACAACAGGAAGGACAAGUUCUCUAAUGUCAUUUCAUCUGUGAAACUAAAACGGAACUCCAAGCUGACUGGAAAGGUAGGCUAUGUUUUGACAUUGGAUUUGAACAGUGCUAUUUUUACAGAAAAAGAGGUGCCAGAACUCACCACGAAUGCUUCCCUUGUUCUCUUAAAAUAGCAAUAGUGUCCACCUGAGAGGUGCCGGAACUGAGUUCUGAUGAGUUCCAGCUUGGGAAAAAGCCCUGGGAUUGAACUACAUUGUUUAAUAAUAAGUACUCUGGGCAACAGUAAUUUAAUAGAAAAAUUGCAUAUGAAAACAUGUCCAUUCUGAAAGCAAGGGGAGCUGGUGCUUUGAGUCAAGUGACCAGACUUGAUGUUAAAUGAAAAAAGAAAUGUUUGUAAGAGUAGGACAAUUUGGUUGCUUGCACAGAACUCAAAAGACAAAAAGAACCCCAACCCCCUUGCUGAACAUUAUAAAGAAGGCACAAAGAUAGGAACAUACUACCAUAUGUGGUGGUCCUGUCUAGAGAUACAAAGAUUUUGGAACAUGAUUUAUGAAGAGAUGAAGAGAUUGAUAAAAACUACAUUUAGCAAGAAACCGGAAGAAUUUUUACUAGGAAUGGUUUCAGAUAAUAUUCCCAAAAACAAAACUAGGCUAUUUAUGUAUGCAAUGUCAGCAGCAAGGGUUAUAGUGGCAAAACACUGGAAAGAUAAAAAUACACCCACUAAAGAGGAAUGGGUAGUCAAAUUGUGCGAGUACUUGGAGCUCGCAAAGAUGACAGAUGCAAUAAGAGAUAAACCUAAAAAAUUGGUGAAAGAAGAAUGGGAAUGUUUAAAUAAUUAUUUAUGGGACAAGGGCUCAGCAAGAAAGAUCUGGCUAUGUUUAGACUGAUACCGCAUAGAGAAAUGUCCCCUGAUACCAAGAUGAGGGAUUCCUUUGGAAUGCAGAUAGAGAUAAUUGAUAAGAAUAAUGAUCUGUUGUGAGCUUGACGGAAGUGUACAAUAGAUGAGCUUUCCUGCUUUGGCUCAUCUUUCUUUUUCUUUUUCUUUUUUUCUUUUUUCUUUUCUUUUACCUUUCCCAUAGUUGCUUUUGUUCUGUGUCAUGUACUUCGAUAUUUUUUGUAGCUUUUUUAGUUUUUUUUCAUUACUAUUAAGGAAUUUUCCUUUGUAAUUUUGGUUGUUUAUAUUUAUAUGUACCUGUUUAAAGCAAAAAAGAAGUUAUUAAAAAACGACUUUUGUGAGUGAUUGACACUCUGCUGUAGAUCAUCUGCAAGCCACAUAUUUAACAGGUGGUUCCUGUCCCAAGUGUUGCUGAUCUACAUUGUCUAACAGGACUAGCAUGGAAGGCUAGCAUGAUUGUGACAAAACUGCAAAAUCAGCUCUGAACUGCUACAGUAGAUGAUGAUGUGAUGCAGAGCUUUGCAACUGUGAUAGUCCCAUCUUCUGUUUUGAACCUUCUAGACCUCUUUAAUGAAGUACUUCCUCAUUAAAUUCCUCAUUUAAUUUAAAAAAAAAAAGGGGACAAAGACAGUAGGCAAACUAAGGCCCGGGGGCAGAAUCCGGCCUGCGGACAGUCCGGGAAUCAGCAUGUUUUUACAUGAGUAGAAUGUGUCCUUUUAUUUAAAAUGCAUCUCUGGAUUAUUUGCUGGGUCUGCCUGGUGUUUUUACAUGAGUAGAACAUGUGCUUUUAUUUAAAAUGCAUCUCUGGGUUAUUUUGGGGGCAUAGGAAUUUGUUCAUUUCCCCCCUGAAAUAUAGUCCGGCUCCCCAAAGGUCUGAGGGACAAUGGACUGGCCCCCUGCUGAAAAAGUUUGCUGACCCCUGCAGUAGGGGGUGGGAGGAUUAUGUCUCAAGAAUUAAAGGAAAUGAAGGCUGCAAUCCUAUUCAGGACCAAGUCCCACCAAACACAUUUUGUUGGUGCUGAUCCUCUGAUCAGCAAUAAAUAUGACGGGACAGAUGGAUUUACUUCCAAAUAAACAUUCAUAGUGCAUCAGUUUGAAUUAAGAAUUAAGAAUGUAAAACAAGUCCUGUGAGAGCAAACAAGGGCCCAUCUAGUUUAGCAUCUUGUUCUCACAGUGACCAGCCAGAUGCGUAUGAGAAGCUCACAACAGAACCUGAGCACAGUAGCACUUCUUGCAGUUUCCAGAAACUGGUAUUCAGAAGCAUACUGAAUGCAGCUAGUAGCCAUUGAUAGCUAUAUCCAUGAAUUUGUCUAAUCCUCUUAAAGCCAUCCAAGUUGGUGGUCAUCACUGCCUCUAGUUUAACAGUGCACUGUGUAAAGAAGCACUUUAUUUUGUCUAUCCUGAAUCUUCAGUCAUUCACUGAACAUUGAAUUGAAUCUUUAAAUCCCUGAAUGGCUUGGAGGCAGGAUCACUUGCUUCCAUAUGAUCUUCAUCAGAGGCCCUUAACCGGGUUCCCCUGUCUAGUGAAGUGAGUCAGAUUAUGUCAGCUGGGAUAGCUCAGUUGGUAAAGCACAUGACUCUUUAAAAAAAAAAAAAAAUUAUUGAUAAUUUCAGGAUUACAAGAAAAAUAAAAAAUAAAAAACAACACUAUAAUACAAAAAAAGAAGAAAAAAAUAAAAAAGAGAAAAGCACAAAAUAUAAAAACCAAUACGACAAUACAGCAAAAGAAAAAAGAAGAAGAAAAAAGAAAAAAAACACAAAUCCCAAAUUGCAUAUCCAUAAUUUCCAUUUGCUUGUUUCAUUGACCUCCUCACACCUCCCUUUUUGUAUUCUAGUUCAAUAAUUAUUUCAGCAAAGUCUUUCCAUCUUUCUCAAUUUUUGUUAUAAAAUUUAUCUUAACAAUUUAACCUAAUAAUUAACUCAACAAAUCCUUUCCAUCUUUCCCCAUAUUCUGUUAUUCAAAUUACCUUAAUUUAUUUAACCUUAUCUUAUCCCUAAAUACCUUAAGACUUAAAUCUUAGUUUUCAAAUAUACAUAGCUCCUGAUAUCAUUUCUGCUAGAGUCGUAUAGUUUCAUUCCCACAUUUUCCCUAAUAUUCAUUAAGCUGAUUCUAAAAUAAAAAAUUUCCAUUAUAGAUUCUCUUCCAAUCAUCAUCCAGCGUCUCUUCUUCCUGGUCUCGGGUCGUGUCAGUCCUUACUGUCCAUUCCAUCUAGUCCAUCAACCUGGAAGCCUUAUGUCCGAGGCCCUUAAGUCUCUUCCAUGUCCCUUCUGCAAUUCUUCUUCAUCUUGUUUGUGCUUGCCCUUUUCCUUGUCUUUUGUUGGUCUCUGUCUUAGUUUCUUUGCUUUCUCAUUGAGGAGUAGGUCUCUGGGGGAUUCCAACCCAAAAUUGUCUCCAUCACCCUUCAUCCAGCUCGCCCAUUCCCCACAGUCCCACUCCCCACAGUCCUCGAUAUAAUCCAAAAUGUAUUUAAAAUCAAAUUUCAAGAUUUCUCCAAAGCUAGGAACCUCCUCAUCUCCAGACUCCCCUUGGCCCACUCCAACUUCAAUCUUCAAUAACAGCGGCUUAUGCUCCUGUAGGGCCUCGGGUCUCUCCAUUUGUACCAUUUGAGGUGCAGCCGCAUCCUCCUCCAUUGUCAUCUGCACUUGCCCAGUCGGUACAAGUUCAAAGGUUGAUUCCUGAAUGAUUUCUGUAUCAAUGUUCCCUGUUUGUCCACAGUUAUUAACCACAACAGUCAAAUCCAUUUUCUCAUUCAUCAAGUCCAUCUUCUCAUGCAUCUGUUCCAGCAAAACAUUUGUCUUGCAUAAAGCAAGCACCCAGUCUUCCUCCCAGCUCAUCUUUGUUCAAGGUCAGAAAAGACUGUUCCCACGGUCUUAGUCUCACAGAUGUUAGGUCUCAAAUAUACUGCAGCAACAAUUUAACAAGCUCCCUCUAGAGGAGACAAUCUAUUUGUAUCCAUUUUUUUUUUUUUGGAAGACAAAAGAAAGUUACUUUCAUUUUUCAGAUAUUUCAGAUGUUUUUCAGGUAUUUUGUUUCGUUAAAAUGUAAAAGGCAACAUUAGAAUCAACUUGUUUCUCUUCAUUAGCUAUCUGUCAAAGUAUUACGUUCACAGUCAAUGAACCUCUCCAACGGUUUCAGUCUCUGACACCCCGUUCCCAGGUUAGAGGCGGUGGAAACUUAUCCUUCUUCACUCCCUCUCCUGCUAGAGUUAAACAGAGUCCCCCCCCCCUUUUCUCCUCCUUCCAAGGGGGGUUUCAGCGAUUCUGAAUGAAGGAAAUUUAGUCUUUUUUGACAGCUUCCCGGCUUUAGCUUGCAAAAUUUUUGCUUUAGUCUAUAUACAAAAAAGCGGAAGGCGGACUUCCUGUUUGCACCUUCCCGCUUCGAUACCAAAUUAAACAAUUUCUUGAUCCAAUUUUCCGUUUCUACUCACGGGUACUUGUUUUAAGUCCAAUUGUCCACAGGAAAAAGUCAGCGCUCUCUGGCAAUGGCUGUGCGGCUUCACUCUGUGAAAGUAGCAGUCAGUUCGUAGCACCGUGCUUCUCACCCCACUUCGCUCCGGAGCCCCUAGAUGGGAUUCCCCACGAGUAGGGAGGCGCUUCUGGUGCCCUGCCAAACCCCACGUUCCCAGGCUUCCUCCGCCUGGGAUUUCUAGCGGGUCCCCACCUUCGCCGCGGCGGGAAGACCCAGUUUCCACGGAGCCCAUUCCUCCGGUCGGAGGAACUCCGCCAUUCACCAAUGGCGCUGACCCGGAAGUCCGGUAAAGCACAUGACUCUUAAUCUGGUUCAAGCCCCACAUUGGGCAAAAGAUUCCUGCGUUGCCUGGAGUUGGGCUACAUGACCCUGGUGAUCCUUUCCAACUCUACAAUUCUAUUAAAGAGAGGACUUUUUAAGUGGUGGCACCCUGGUCAUGAAAUGCUCUCCCCAGAAAGACUCAUCAAUCGCUUGCAUUAGGAUCUCUCCAGUGGCUGGUUAAGCCCCCUUCUUUCCCUUUCAGGUCAUUUAAUAAUUAAGAUUGAAUGUAUUUUAGUUUUUAAAACUCCUGUGUUUCCCCCCUUGCUAUGCUUUAGUGACGUUCUAUUGGUUUUGUAUGUUUUUGUGCUACUUUUUGUUUUGGUGCUUACUUCUGUAUUUGGUUGUUUUCAAUUGAUGAUUCAAUGUGUGAACUGCCCAAAGAACAUGGCUAAUUGAGAGGUAUAUAAAUGGCAAAGUAAAAUUAGGGUAAGUACCAUAGCUCCGUGGCAGAGCAUCUGUUUUUGAUGGCCCCAGGUUCAAUCCUGGACACCUCCAGGUAGGGAUGGGAAGGCCCCAGUCUGAAACUCUGGAGAGUUGCUGUCAGUCAGUGCAGACAAGACUGAGCCAGAUGGACUGAUAGUCUAAGACAACUUCCUAUGCUCCUAUAUAUGAAUAAAAUUAAAAUUAAGUAUAUAUAGGAGGUGUGUGUGUGUGUGUGUGUGUGUGUGUGUGAGUGUAGAGGCAAGGGGAUGGUUCCAUAGAAGAGAAUGUUAUCAGUUAUAUGUAACAAUUUCCUAUCCCAGAAUUAAGUGUAUUUAUUGAAAAUAACCUUUCAGGCAAGAGGAGGAAAAUGGUUUCCUGCUUCAUUUUAGGUGGCCAACCAGCUGAGCAAUGGGGAAGAUAUGUUUCGGGAGGAAAGCACUGUGUCUGAGGGACCUAUGUCUAACCUUGAGAAAGUGCACUUCAUUAUUGGCAAUGCUAUCCAGCGUCCUGCCAUCAGGUAUUAUAUAUUAAGGGGCAGCUUACAUUUUCAGAUUACAGUGGUACCUCGAGUUACAAACACCUCAGCUUACAAACGCUUCAGGUUACAAACUCCGCUAACCUGGAAGAACUACCUCAAGUUGAGAACUUUGCCCCAGGAUGAGAAUGGAAAUUGUGUGCGGAUGGCACAGCGGCAGCAAGAGGCCCCAUUAGUGAAAGCACGCCUCUAGUUAGGAACAGUUUCAGGUUAAGAACAGACCUCCAAAACGAAUUAAGUUCGUAACUAGAGGUACCACUGUACAGAGUAUAUCCAAAUGACCCGCAAGAAAAGUCUGGGUUCAUCUUAACUUCAUCCAUUUUUUAACAUUCUGUAUAUCUGGUAUAUUAACUAGGCCAACAUUUGUGGGUCUGUGGCCAUUUGCAAACUGAGAUGGGCACCACAUGCAGAACACCAACUUUUUUAAAUUGGUGGCUUCUUUCCAGCCUAAUUUCAGCAAGGAGGGGGGUGGGAGCAAGGACCCUGUGGGUGCCAGGAAAGCCCUCUGCGAGGCCUAUGGGUGCCACAUUGGCAACCCCUGAAUUAGGCAUUCUUGAUAGAACAAGAAUGAAGCAGAAGUGUAGCAUAGGUAGGGCUUUUAUAUGUGGGAUAUGAGGGCCUUUGCCUCAGGCAGCAAAAUGUGUUGAGCCAGUCCUGCAUCUAGCCCUUAGAAAAACGUAUUAAAAAUUGUGUAGAUCUCUACCAGGUUGAGCAUAAGAUGCCUAGGUGCAGCAUUUAUUACAAAACAAAAAGCACAAUGUAAUCAAACAGGCUUCAAGUACACCCACUUGUAGCAGGGAAAUUGUACAAGGAUCUGUUUAGCAAAAAGUCUGUCAUUGGGGAUGAGGAUUAUUUUGCUAAUUAGUUUUCUUCCACAGGGAUGAAAUUUACUGUCAGAUCUGCAAGCAACUCAGUGAGAAUAAAAACCAAACCAGUUAUCUGAGAGGUUGGAUUCUGCUGUCUCUCUGUCUUAGUUCCUUCUGUCCUUCAGACAAGUUUGUGAAGGUAGUUAUUCUGCGGGGGGGUUUUUUUACAGUAUGUUGGAAUCUAGAAUAUCAAUAAUGUACAGGAUUUUGUCUGUGAUAGAUGUGCAUAGAGAGGGGAAACUGCCUAAGACAAAAGCCCACAGCUACUGCCCCUCACCACCACCACCACCACCACCACCUUCCGCUGCCCUCACCCUCAUGGUGCCUCCCCACCUCCUCCUCUCCUCUCCUCUUUUCUCUUCUCUUCUCUCCCCCCACUCUGUCUCCUUCCACCACUUCAACAUCUUGAGAUGCUGUUACCCUAAAAUAACCUCAUUGGCAACUCUAAGAUCCUGGCAUAGGUGCCAACUCCCUGGGGCCCUGGGUGCCCAAGUACCCACAAAAUUCCCCAUGAAGGGACCGGGCACCCACAAAUUUCGGUGCCAGGGCCAUGCACGUUGCAUGACACCCAUGGCCCCAGCCCCCAGGCACCCAUAGUCACAGGGCCAAGCUGGCACUCCUGGAUCCUGGUGCCAUCUUGGAGCUUUUUUCCUGGCAACCACAGAAGAGGGGAUGAAUGAGGAGAAGGCAGUGGAGAUGAUGGUUGUGGCAGUGAAGGUAGCAGUGCAUAAUUGCAGGGUAGGUAGAAAUUCCUCCUUUCACAUUAGCAACCCUAGAAAAAAAAUGUCACUUCCCUUGAGGUCAAGGAGUAUCAAAGAAUAUCAUGUUGUUUGGGAAAUGAUAUUCAAAACCCAGAAAGAGAAGAGGUGUAAACCAUGAGUAAAUAUUUUCACAAGUUCUACAUACCUGUAUUAGAUGGUUAAUAAGGAUUUGGGGGUAUUCUUUGCUUUCUAAUACUGUGGUCUGCUUUAUACUUCCAGUACCUACUGAAUUUCAUCCAGGGUGGACCAACAUUAUAUGUCCCAUACUGUGCUGAAAGACUGAAGCGCACAUAUAUGAAUGGAACACGAUCUGACCCGCCUAGUUGGCUGGAGCUGCAGGUAACCAUCAUUUUAUCCUUUUCUCACAUUGAUUAAUCUUGCUGGGUUGUAACAGAAGGCAGUUAACCUCCUGUGCGUUUUACUGCUUUCUGCACUAGUCUGUCUGGAAUUGAUUCCUUGUGUUCACUUACUCUUUAGACAAAGGCUAAAGUGAUAGUUUUGAUUCCUACUGAUGAGGGAUGAUACAGAAGGAACGGGACAGAGCGCAAGCUAAGAAAUGACCAGAGCAGUCUAAUCAGCUGGAACAGCAGCACAAUAGGCAUCUGCACUUGGGGAAAUAGGGCAACUAUUGAAUUCAGGGCUUUUUAAAAAGUUUUUUUUCUGAGCUUUGGGGGGAAAUGUGAAAGGCAGUACAAGGGAAAUUUGAGAGGGAGACCUGUCUUGUUCAUGAUGUCAUACAGAUGCACGUUAAAAAGUGAGUGAGGAAAGUGUGGCUUUGUCACAGAAAGUGUCCAGUUUGGAAGCAGUGGAUUCCAUUGGCAGAUUGUUGCUUGUGUCUUGUCUCCCUUGCUUGUUUUUCCAGUUCUGAUAGAUGGCAAAAACAUAUAAUUUUUGCAAUAAAACGUGAUUGCAGCAACAACCUGCCUAGUGUGGAUAGGCAAAAUACUGCUGAGUCUCGUGCCACCCCCCCCCCCCCCGGCAUGCUCCCCAGCCACUGAACAGCCUCUUUUGGUUGUCCCAGUACCAAUUUCCAUUCCUGUGGCAGGAGUGGCGAGUCUUUAAGUAUUCGUUUAUUCUCUUUUUGUCCUUGGAGUUUGGCCAUGAGGAAGUGCAUUUCUGGUGAAUAUGCUAUCUUGCUAUGUAGAAUCUCAGUUUUUAUUGUGAAAUUCAGCACUGAUAUUUUGCUCUUAAAAUGAAUACUUGUAAUUAAACCCCAACUCCACUUGCAAGAACAAUGAAGGCAGUUAAGAUAAGCUAUUCAAGGGACAAUUAAGGCAGUAUAUAUUACUAAUCCUAUAUCCAGGAUCAUGGGGAAGAUUUUUAAAAAAUUAAUAUUGGAAAGGAUCUUUGCUGGCCACAAGCAAGAGCACUGCUGGAUUAAGUGGUGUGCCGAACUUUCAUUAUUAAACACUUCCAGUUAAUUGCAGAGAAGCAAUGUGUCUGCAGUACUAAAUGGCUUAGUAGAAGAAGCCUGAAUGUUACUACAUAGGUAAUUACUUUCGUCUAAUAGCAUCUAGAAGAGUCAGGUUUCUCCCCUUUAUCUGAAAGAUGGAUAUUUGUGUAACGAUUUGGGAUUCUCAUUAUAGCUGCAAUAUAGAGCAAGUGUGGAGAAAGUUGCUGUGCGACUCUGCCCCUGUGUUUCUUUGGCUUUCAGGCAACAAAGAAUAAGAAGCCGAUUACACUUAGUGUGACCCUGAUGAAUGGCAGCAGCAUCACAGUCUCGGCAGAUUCAGCCUCCAUUGCAAAGGAAAUUUGCCAGCGUGUUGCUGAGAAAACUAACCUGAAGGAUACAUUUGGUUUCUCUCUCUAUAUUGCUUUGUAUGACAAGGUGAAAGAACAUUGCAUGUGGGGUGAAAUCUGCCUAAAUGCAUUAGGGCGUGGGGGCAUCUACACAACUCUUUUAAAUUUCAGUUAUGUUUUCUGUGUGGGUGGCGGGGUGUGGGGGGGAGAGGGCUCUUUGCCAUCAUUGUAGCCCAACUCUUCACAUGUGAAAAUGCAAUUUCCCAUAUUCUAAGCCUGAUUGUUUGCCAUCUUCCCACAUACCGUAUUUUUCGGCCCAUAGGGCGCACCGGCCCAUAGGGUGCACCUAGUUUUUUUGGGGGGAAAAUAAAGGGGGAAAAAUUAUUUUCCCCCCCAGGCGCUUGGCUGGGGCGGGGGAAGCCCGAGCUUCCCCCGACCCCAGCCCCCAGAACAGGCAGCUCUCCGCAAGCUGUGGGAGAGCUGCGCGACUUCGCGCAGCCCUCCCACGGCUUGCAGAGAGCUGUGCGAAGCCCGAAGCCUGGGGGGCGCUGAGCUCAGCGUGCCCCCAGGCUUUAGGGUGCAGGCAGCUCUCCCAUGGCUUGCGGAUAGCUUCCUGAAGCCUGGAGAGCGAGAGGGGUCGGUGCGCACUGACGCCUCUCGCUCUCCAGGCUUCAGCGAAAGCCUGCAUUCGCCCCAUAGACGCACACACAUUUCCCCUUCAUUUUUGGAGGGGAAAAAGUGCAUUCUAUAGGGCGAAAAAUACGGUAAUUGCAGCAAGUAAGGUGUGCUUUUAGAGCUGAAGACCAGUUUGCGUUUUGGGCUUUUCAAUGUGGCCAGAGUUUACACAAACACACACAUAUACCGACGUAGAUUGAAUGCGCUUGUGGUUAUCCUGGUCAUGUGAAAGUCAUACUAUGAGAUCAAAAUGGCCAACAUCCCUAUGAUAAGUAGCCCAUUGCAUGCAGCCUGUAGAUUUUGUGCUCCUGGUAGCAGAUUCACAUAAAUAGUCACAUGUGCAAAUUCAGUCUGCAUGGGCAAAAAGUCUACAUGACAUUCUUUUUAAAGAACAAGCCCAUUUAUAUCAACCUACCGUGGAUACUCAAGUAAGGAAUGGCCUGUUAUCUUCUAGCAAUCAUCUGGGUCUCAAAAUACAGUGGAAUAAAUGUGGUGGUUUUGGUAUGCAUUUAUACCUCAUGUUUGAAUAUCUACAAAUGUGUCUAUCUACAAAGUUCUACACAAGGCUUUUUUUUUAGGAAUAGUGUUUGUAUCAAGUCCCUGCCCUGACCUCAACAAUACCCUAGAAGGGCAUAAAAUGAAACCACCUUCCCAUCCUUGCAUUACCAUACACUGGCCUGGGGCUGAUAGGAAUUGUAGGAGGGUACCAAGUUGUUGUUAUUUUAUUAGAUCUAUAUACUGCUCUUCAUCAAAAAAUCUCAGGAUAAGAAGAUGGAAACACAAAUAAAUAGUUAAAACAAGUGCUUUUCUUCUAGGGAAAAAACUGCUGGUACUGGCGUACUGCAGCAGUACUGGCUGAUACUGCUGGUACUGGCGUAUCUCCAGAAAAAAAGCACUGGUUAAAACAGAAACAACAAAACAAUAGCCCCGCAUCCCACAAACACAUUUAAAAGGCUGUAGAAUGUUAUUCAGCCAAAGGCCUGGUUGAAGAGGAACAUUUUUGUCUGGCACCUAAAGAUAUAUACAGUGGUACCUGGGGUUACAUACACUUCAGGUUACAGACUCCACUAACCCAGAAAUAGUAUCUCAGGUUAAGAACUUUGCUUCAAGAUGAGAACAGAAAUCGUGCGGCGGCGGCACAGCAGCAGCAGGAGGCCCCAUUAGCUAAAGUGGUACCUCAGGUUAAGAACAGUUUCAGGUUAAGAACGAACUUCUGGAACAAAUUAAGUUCUUAACCUGAGGUACCACUGUAUAAUGAAGGUGCCAGGCGAACCUCCCUGGGGACAGCAUUCCACAAGCCACCUCAGAAAAGGCCUGCUCUCAAGUUGCCACCUUCUGUACCUCUUGUGCAGGAGGCGCAGGAGGAAGGGUAUCAGAUGGUGAUUGUAGGGUCUGGGCAUAUGGGGAGAAGGCUGUCUUAUACCAUGCUGCUAGUUAAUUAUCCUGGUGAAGUAUAACUUACUGUGUAAUUUUCACUCACAACUUAUCCCCUUACAUGAGAUGACUUGGGGGCAUUUUCCCGAGAUUAUUAGACUAUCCAUUAAGGAAAACAACCUUAUUUAUCUUUGAAAUGGGUGAUUUUGAUGUUGUUAGGCUUGGUCGCUUGGUGGCGAACGGGAACACAUAAUGGAUGCCAUUUCCCAGUGUGAACAAAUGGAAAAGGAGAAGGGUGGCCAUGAACGCCACACUCCCUGGCGUCUGUACUUCAGGAAAGAGGUCUUCACUCCCUGGCACAACUCUAAGGAAGAUCCUGUCAGCACUGAGCUCAUCUAUCAUCAAAUCAUCCGUGGCAUUCGAUAUGGAGAAUACCGCUGUGAGAAGGUAGGUUUUUAAUUCACUAAUACAUGGAGUCCAAAGGCACUUUGGGAAAUGGAUUGAUUUGGGUAUACAUAAUCAGUCUUCCCAGCGGCAUUUCUUUGACAAAAUGGAUCUUUCCUUACUGUUUCAAUAUUCUAUUCAAUGCCAUUCGUGCAAUUCAUUCUUCUGUAUAUGUGUGCUAUACAAACCUCUGGAUCAAACCUGCUUGGGAGAAGAUGAAUAUCUAAUUUGUCUAGUCUGGGCAAUGACUGACAUUAGGUUAAAGCCUCUUCUAGCAAAUCACCAAACCUGAUUAAUUGUCAUAGGAAGAGGACUUGGUGGAGAUAGGAGCCAAAUAUUGCUACGUCCAGUUUGGAGAGUCCAUCCAAAAUGAGUUGGUUCAAAACAUGCUCCAGGAGUGUAUCCCAGCAAAGCUGCUGAAGUCUAAAUCCAAGGAGAAGUGGGUGAGCCUCAUCACAUAUGCUCACGCUAAGGUAAGAACACCCAGGGGUACAUACUGGGACUAACAUAUCCCAUGGCUUCUGUCUUACAUAACUUUGUUUUAUAAUGCAUUUGUCCUUCUGUGCUUUCUUCUGGAACAGAAAAUAAGUGUCCUAGAGGAAUGUGGCAGAGGAAAAGAGGACCAAUAUAUUUGCCCCCUAUGGUUUACUAAGGAGGAUUGAGCAGGGGGUCCCACUGAACGAAUUUAUGACAAUUGAGAGGUUUCAACAAGUUGACAAAUUGUGUAUGGGCCUGACAGGGGUGAUGGACUGCUAAUGGUGCACCCUGUUUCUUUCACUUCACUGAGCAUUCGCUGCUGCUGCUGCUGUUGCUGCUGAUUUCCCACUUACCUCUUCUGUUCUCCUGCAGCUUUUCUCUUUCCCUGUGCCCUUCCCCCUCUGCGUUGGUGGCAAUAGCAGCUGAAGUGAACAGUCUUUGAAACACUUGGGGAGAACUGACGGUCGUCUUUCAGUAUUUUAUCCUCGGUGGAUGUGCACCAGGAAAUCCCAUGUAUCGCCUGUGUGUUGCAGAGCAUUUGGAGGAAUUCAGCAAACAUGAAUUCCAAACUGGACUCACUUGAUCCAUACCUUCCAGACUGAAAUAUGGAUUGGACAUGGGUCCGCUUGAGAAUCUACACUCAGUGCACAUUCCAUGAUCAGGCUGUCAAGUAUCCCAGAGUCUCUCAGAGCAGUGAUGACAUGCAUGCCCAUGGAAAUAUCCACGUUCCUGCACAUCUGCAAUUCCUCUUGAGAGCAGAAGUGCAUCAUCAGUACCUGUUUUCCCAGGGGAAUUGCAAUCUUAUUUGUAUAUGUGGCUGCAGCUGUUGCUAAGUCAAAAGGAGACAGCUCACAUCUGGCCUUUGGCAGUUUGGAGGUACUUAAUGACAGCUCUGCCACUUCAAAGGAUUUUAAAGUAUUUCUAAAUCUGUGGGCUUGAAUGGAGUUUUGAGGGUUUCCCCCAUAAAAGUCUGCAUAGACACAGAAGAGAGAUGGUUGUCACUGAAGGGAACAGACUUAGUCACCUCUGCAUCUCUAUGUUGCAGGCCCCUUAUACCCAGGACCGACUUUCCCCUCAGAAUGUGAAGGAGCAGCUGGUGGAUUUUGCCCGCUUUCAGUGGCCUCUGCUCUUUUCUAGAUUCUUUGAGGUCACCAAAUUUUCAGGUAAUGUCAACCCCUUUCGUGUGGGUGAGGGUACAGAGGGGAGGAAUAUCUGAGGUAAGAAAAGGUUGCCACACUACCUUUUUAAAAAUUGUGUUUACAGGGCCAAGUCUGCCCAAGAACCAUUUCAUAGUGGCAAUUAAUUGGAAAGGGAUCUGCUUCCUAGAUGAGUCAGAAAAGAGACUUCUAGACCUGUCUUUCCCAGAAAUCACUGGCAUCCACACAAACAGGUAAGUCUGCUAGGACACCAUGGGCCCAAGAGAAUGUAGGUACUGCAUCCUCACCAACAUUCUGCACAAUAUUUGAAAUGCAUUUCAUCAUCGCAGGACCCUCUUGGGAAACUUUGGAAUACAUGCACAUUCUGAUCGUAGGAAGCUUGAGAAAUAAUCCCUUAUUGGCCAUGCAAGGAAAGGUCAAGAACUGAGUGGGAGACAGUGCUGGAAGUCUUCCACUGUCAGUGGGAUUGUGAACUUGGGGUUCAAAAACACCAUGCAGGGGCUGGCACUCCACUGGGACUAUUGCAGUGAGGCAGGUGACAUGACUGAGUGCUCCCUCACAGCAGAGCAGCAGAGUCCUCUCUUGGAACUCCCAAGAAACCCAAGGGUGCUCAGCUCCUACCUGCUCUUCAUAUCAUUGGCCACAUUUGAUUCUUCUGUCUUCCUUCCUUGGCAAUUAUGCCAGGGGGAGGUUUUAGACAGGAAGCUGCCUUACACUGAGCCAGAUCACUGGUCCACCUAGCUCAGUACUGCCUACAGUGGCUAGCAGUAGCUCUCCCAAGAUUUCAGAGUGUUCUUUCCUAGUCCUACCAGACUCUGCUGCUGAACUAUGGCCCUUCCCCAAAGUUUUAAAAAGCAUCCUCUUCUUCAAGGAGCAGGUGUGGAGUUCUGUUUACUCAGAGUAUGAAAUCUUAUAUCAUCUCACUGUCCCUUACAGCACUGUGCUUCCUGUUCCCCCUUUGUUUGAGAAUGAGCCUUGCAGGAUAAGAUGUCUCUGUAAGGAGACAUGGAAGGGCUGAAUGUACAAAUUUGACCUCCCACUAGGAGUUGGUGAUUCUGUUCCAGCUUUGGAAAACAUCAGGUCUUGUCCUUCCCACCCCUUGCUUUUUGAUCCAUGUUAAGAGACUCUACUACUUUGCCUUUGAAUUAAUGGAUUUGAGGACAUUUGGACUCUUAUUCUGAAGGCUGUUGGUAGAUGUAGAGCUUUGCUCUCCUGCAGCUCCCAGAGCCAUCUUUAACAAAUUACUUCUGUGUUUCACAGGGCAGUCAAGGCGUUCGGACAAAGUUGCACCCUUAACACCUUGCGUGCUGAAGAGUUUGUCUUGACAUCGGCCAACAGCGUUGUCAUUGCUGAGCUGGUGGUCAUGUUUCUGCAAGGACUGAAAGAGAGGUCACAGUAUGCUGUGGCAAUGCAAGAAAACAAGCAGCAAGGUAACUUAGGGUGCUUUCAGAUGGAGAGGUUUCCAAGGAUCAGGUUACGCUGAAUCAAUGUGUCCAAUGGAGGGCUGGUUUGGGCUCCUCUCUCUGCUGAUAGAUGUCAGGGGCAGAUUAUGACUCCCCCAGCAGCUGCUGAUGUGGUCCCAUCCAAACUUGUGUGCAUCAUUUGUCCCCUCUUAGUGAAAGAUGUCAUUGAGCUGUUUACCAAAAUGAGGCAGCAUUCCUGGCUCAUAAACAGUAAACCACCUAGCUUUACACCCAGCUCUUGAUAAGGAUGGACUUUUGCUAUUGGAAGAACUGAGGGAAAAUUUUCCUCGUCUUUCCUGCAGUCUCAGUUCAAAUGCUUCAGCUUCUCCACCUUCUUUUAAGGAAAAACAUGUUCUUGAUUUAUUAAACACAAUUUAUAUACCACUUGAUUCCAAGAAAUACUCUUAAGUGGAAAGUGUUGAGAGAUCCAGUCACAAAUCUCCCACAUCCCCUGAGGUGUCAUGAGAAAUUGUUAGUGGGAAACGUGAGCAGAAACAGGUAAUGAUGUAGCAGAAGAAUGGAACAAAAACUAGACGGGUCACUGAGGUAAAAACAAGAUUGGGAAAGAAGGGAAACUGUACACACCACACAUUUAAAGCACACACCCUACCCCACCUCACCCCAAAAAGAAUCCUAGGAUUCUUGGUAAGAGUGCAGGAAAUUGUAGCUUUGUGUGGCUUAAACUACAGUCUAGAGGAUUCUUUGGAGCAGGAUGUGUCUGCUUUAAGUGUAUGGUGUGUACACAGUCUUAUGAGCACAAAACACAAUUUGACAUUCCUUAUUUAUUUAUUGUUAAAUUUAUAUACCACCCUUCACCCGAAGAUCUUAGGCAGUUCACAAGAUAAACAAAUGUGAUUUGCUGUUCAUGGCAAGUUACUCUCAUGGCCCACUUGUCACAUGCUUGAUACAAACCAGAGGUACCAGCUUCUGAUGGAGAAUGUGGGGGCCAACAUCAAAGGAGCUGGGGGCAGAGCUGAACAUGUCGGCAGCAUGUCUUCCAUGGCCAGCAGCUCCUUCCCCUCUGGCAGGAGGAGGAGAAGGAGGAGCCGGCUAUUGAAGCUGCACUGUGCUCAGCUCCACACUUGGCCUCCUCCACAGAGGGCAGAUCUGUCCCCCUCCAAAAAAUAUCACAGGGGGACCAAAAGGGCUCAGCUUCUAGGAAGUGGCCCCCCUGAUACAAACUCGGAUAUCAAUAUUUGCACAAAAUGGGCUGCAUAACUGAUCCCUAAAGGUCUUGUGAGAAAGUCUGAGGACUCAUGUCCUGGUCCGACUCUGAAACCCCCCCCCCCAUUUUUCUCUCUGAUGUGCAAUGGCUGGACAGCAUUACUGCAGUUCUCUCUUUUUUUUUGCUUCCCAGAUGAUUCCACAAUUCUGGCCUUUAAGAAGGGGGAUUUGCUGAUUUUAGCCAAGGACAGAGGACUAGAAAAAAGCCAAGGCAGGAUGCAUGCCCGUGGCAGAAGACUGGAAGGAAGCCAAGGCUGGAUCUAUGCUCAGAAUGAGCGAACUGGUAAAUCUGGGCUUGUGUCACAAGAUGCAAUCUACGUCAUCCCCACCGUUACGAAACCUUCUAGUCAAUUACUGGUAAGGAUAACCAAGAUAAAUGGCUUCCAUCCCAUCUCUGCUCACAUCAUCAUCAUAUUUUUAAAGCACAUAUUCCCCUUCCAAAAAGAGUCCUGGGAACUUUAGGUUGCUAAGGGUGCUGGGAAUUGUAGUUCUGUGAUGGGUAAACUACAGUUCCCAGGAUUCUUCAGGGGAGCCAUGUGCAUUAAAUGUAUGGCAUGGAUAUGACCUCUAUUAAGGUAACAUGCUGAAACCCACAAAAAAAUCUGUAGUGUGUGUUUCAGAGGAAUGGAAGAAAAUAGCAGUACUGAACAAGGGCUUGCAGGAGCCUUUGGGGAAAUUGUCAGAGCUAACUCUGAUCCCGUUUUAGAGCUUGUGUAGAAAUCAGGCUUCCUCUUGAAUUCCUAAAUCUUUAGCAGAGCAUUCUCAGAAUUUUCACAUGCUUAUUAAAACUAAAACUGAGAUCAGAACAUUGGAAGUUAUUCCCCCAUAAAGGGGAACUUUUGAUCUGUUGUGGACUGUAAUUAUUACUGAACUACUUUAAAUUGCAUUUUUAACAUUGUUCUCUGUUUUGAGUAUUUGUUUCAAUUAGCAGUUUCAUGUAAGUUUCAAGUACAUCCAAGCAGCGACAGUAGUUCCAGUUAUGCAUUGACUUGAUUUCUGGAUUUGACAUUGUGCUCUCUUGAGGCCUCUUCUAAUGCAAUGCUUGUCCCUGUGGGAAUUCUUUUGGAACUAUUCCCCUCAUUAAGGGAAAUGUUGGCAGGCCUGGUAACCCUUCCUUGCUCUGAAGAAGUGUCUGUAAGCAGACCUGGCAGGAAAUGAGUAUCCUGCCCACAAAUCUUUCCUGAAGCAUCAGCACGGGUGGUCGGUGUCUGACAUCUUGGCAAGGAGCCUGUAGCCUUCAAGGGGCUGUGUCUUUUCAGAGCCUGCUGAUGAUGUCGCCUGAACAACGGAGGUUGGCGUCACUGAAUUCUCGCACAGAGGAGCAUGAGGAAGAAGAAGCAAAAGUGAAGCCAUAUACUCUGGAAGAAUUCUCCUACGAGCACUUCAGGUAUAUCUGUUCCUGUGCCUUGCAGCUUCCUAUUCAGUUUCUCCCGGAGCCUCUUACUUCCUGAAAGUCAUGCUGCUUUUUCAAUCAACAGUUGCAUGUUAUUGUGCUUAAACCCGUCUUAGUUAUUGCAUCCCACUCCAUCUUCCAUGUGAUGGAAAUGACUCUUGUGGUGACCCCUCUUGCCGUUCCUUAUCUGCAGUGAAGUAGAGGACACAGGGAAGGUGGACCACUCCUCUGCUGAUGGCCACUGAGAUACUGUUCCAGCCAGGAUUUUCCCCAUAUUCAAAUGCAAAUCAGAGUUGGCACCAAUCUUCAUUUGGCAACAUAGAAAAAAGGGGCCUAAUCUUCAGAAGUGCAAGAGGGAAACCUCCUUCCCAUGGGUCUAGUUAGGUCCUGCAAGGGUCAUAAUUUGGCCUCGGAGGCUAUUUCUCCAAGCCAUGCCCACCUUAAGCCAUAUGUGACAUCAGGUGUGGCUGCAUAGGAACAUUCAUGAGCUCAACAUGCACUCCCAACUGUUCCAAGGCAAGCAGAGGUCACGCUUAAUACUCUUCAGUUGAUUGGUGCCAAUAGGAAGCGCUGCUGGGAUCAGCUGCACUAGGGAGUUGCCUAUCAGGAACUCACUUGUUCAGCAGAUAGCGCUGUCAAGAGUGUGUGGGGGGCACCUGGCCCAUUGGCUGGGUCCAGUCCCCCACCUCUGUGCUAGAGGGUGACCUGUUCAGUAUUGGUAAACGUUAGCAGGUGCAGGGAAUUUUAGGUUGGAUCCAUGCCAGGCAGGGUAGAGCCAUAAUCCUAACUUUUGGCAGGUGUGUUACCCCUGCUUACUGGGAGGGAGAGAAGCAAAAUUGUGGUGCAAGUGCAUUGCUUCGAACCUGCCAGCAAUUGAGUGGCUGCAUUCUGCACAAGCUGCAAUUUCCAAACAGUCUUAAAAGGCAGCCCCAUGUAUUGCACUGCAGUGCACUGCAGCAAUCCUAGCUUGAGGUUACCAGAGCAAAGAAUACUGCAGCCAGGUUAUACCUGUCCAGAUAGAUUUUCUCUGUUACAUUUUUUAUCCUAUCCCAAGCAAAUGUUAAGUCCAAAUGGCACUGCUUUGAGGAAAUGUUCUUUUGUUUUCCCAGAGUUCCUGAAAAGGAGUCGAUCAGCAAGGCGGUCUUACACAAGUCCCGUGGGCGGAGUCACCUAUGGGCUCACUCUAGGGAACCCCUAAAACAGCCUUUACUGAAGAAGGUGUGCACCAACUCUGACCUCUGGGACUUUGCUUGCCAGUCCUUCAUUGAUAUCCUUUAUGCUGGUGACAGGGUUGCAUACCACCCCAAUAUAACAACAACAACAACAAUAAUAAUAAUAAUAAUAGAUAAUAAUAAAAAAAUUAUUUAUACUCCGCCCAUCUGGCCGGGUUUCCCCAGCCACUCUGGGCGGCUUCCAACAAAAUAUUAAAAUACAAUAGUCUGUCAAACAUUAAAAGCUUCCCUAAACAGGGCUGCCUUCAGAUGUCUUUUAAAAGUCUGGUAGUUGUUUUUCUCUUUGACAUCUGGUGGGAGGGCGUUCCACAGGGCGGGUGCCACUACCGAGAAGGCCCUCUGCCUGGUUCCCUGUAACUUGACACAAUGGUGCCAUAUUCCAGGGUUCAUGUAUGAGGCACAGCAGAGACUGUGGUGUCUUUAUGAUAAAUGGUUCAUACUAUAUACAACCUGAGUCUAUGAUGGAGGGGUUCAUAGCAUUAACACCCCCAAAAGAGAAGUCACAGAAGGCAGUACUAAUUGGUAAGGUGACCUGCUAAUAGUUUUUGCUAGGCAGCACAGCCUAAUUGUCACCGGAGGGCUCAGUCACUAGGAGUUCUCUGAAAAAGGAGAGGUGCUUGAAAUUGCACAUCAUCUCUGCAAACUUUUCCUUACCACUUUGCUCACCUAUCAUGAGAUACAUGGGAGACUACCCCUCAAAGCAGGAGAGGUCCCCUGCAGAGCUCACCGACCAGAUAUUUGUAGUGGCAAUUCAGGAGGAAGUUCUGCGCGAUGAGAUCUACUGUCAGAUCAUGAAGCAGCUGACAGAGAACACCAACAGGUACCAAGGGCCAGACCUUUCCAACCAUCUCUUUCAGGCCAGUUCCUUUUUAUAUCAAUGUGUUUCUCGGUCAUUGUCAGAAAAAGAACUUACUGAGCUUUCAGAGGUAUCUGGCCAAAUCCAGCAGUGGAAGCCAUUUCCACCCCUAUGGUGACAAUGGAGGGGGUGGGUCACAAAGAAGCCAGCUUGGAUGGAUAGUUUCCUAAGUUUCAAGAGCUGUUGGGUUAAGUAAAUAAAAUACAUUCACGCUUCUAAGUAAUUAUUAUUAUUUCCCUCAAAACUACAGGUACAGCCUGAACAGUGGUUGGCAAUUACUCUGGCUGUGCACAGGCCUUUUCCCUCCUAGUAAAUCACUGCUGAGUCAUGCUCAGAAAUUUAUGGAGACUCGUCAGAAAGAGAACCUGGCCGUGGACUGCAGGCGUAGGAUGCAAAGGGUGAUGAGGUACAGAGGCUUUAUCAAUCCUUUGAGAAGGUUUUGUGUCCUCUGUCCCUAAGGUAACAGCAGAGUCCCACCUUGUACAAGGUGGCAGGAAAUGUAAAGCGUAUACGGCAAAGCAUAUGCAACAUGUAACCUAAUGUACAAAAGAAAUUGAAAGGGACUAACCUUCCUUCCAUGCCAGGAGAGAUUGAUAGCAUGGCAGAUGUGGGCAUAAGGCAGGUAUGCUCAAGACAUACACACAUUUCUCUUUUCUGCAGAACUCACAGGCAGCUCCCUCUGAAUAGCAGGUGAUGCCGGAGGGCUCUUGCUUUAGUGGGGUUCGUUUUAGAUUAAAAAUAAUUACAUUUAAGGAAUGAGAGAGCCCUGCCUGUGGUUUCUAUGACGGUUUGGUUCUUCAGCUGAAGCCUCAUCACAAAUCCUAUAUUUGAAGCAACAGGUGCCUCAGAGCCCUGUACCUGUCUUAGAGUGCAGCCCUUAGGAGGAGGAAGAACUCGGGGUAAGAGAGGAGCCAUCUAGGAGCACAAAAAUUCAUGUCAGGGUAGCUCUUACUCUUCCACCAGAAGCCUCUGUUUCCUGCUCUCUUAAUAGCUCUUUAGUGGCUUAACUUGAGGAAUGGCCCUGGCUCAGUAGCAGAGCUCAUGUUUUUCAUGCAAAGGUCUCCAGAUUCUCCAGCAUCUCCAGGUAGAGCUGGGAAAAAUUCUCUGCCUGAAACCUUGGAGAGCCGUUGCCAGUCAGUAUAGACAGUAUUGAGCAAGGUGGACCAAUUUUCAGACUUGGCAUAAGGCUGAGUUGCAGUAGACUGAUGGCAGCUGCCCAUGAGCAAAUGCCCACCUCUGAGAUUUCUACCUGCAUUGCUAUUUUCCAGGAGUGGCUGUCGGAAGUGGGCCCCACACAGCGUGGAAGUGGAGGCGAUCCAGAAGAAUAUCACAAAGAUUUCCCACAAGGUUUACUUUCCAAAUGAUACAGAGCAGGUGAGGCCAACUCUGCUAUCUACCCGUAUCUGUUAAAUAUAUUGGAAGGUUGUUCUUUGUAUUGUACAGUUAAAGGUAAAGGUAAAGGGGCCCCUGACUAUUAGGUCCAGUCGUGGCCGACUCUGGGGUUGCGGCGCUCAUCUCGCUUUAUUGGCCAAGGGAGCCGGCGUACAGCUUCCGGGUCAUGUGGCCAUGCUGACUAAGCCGCUUCUGGCGAACCAGAGCAGCGCACGGAAAUGCCGUUUACCUUCCUGCCAGAGCAGUACCUGUUUAUUUACUUGCACUUUUGAUGUGCUUUCGAACUGCUAGGUUGGCAGGAGCAGGGACAGAGCAAUGGGAGCUCACCCCGUCGCGGGGAUUCAAACCGCCGACCUUCUGGUCGGCAAGUCCUAGGCUCAGUGGUUUAACCCACAGCACCACCCGCGUCCCAUAUUGUACAGUUACAUACAAUCUAAUAGACUUGAUACUGCAGAAAAAGGGGACAUGGAAGGCGGGGGGGAAUGAAUACAGUAAGCCCGCACCUUGCAUGGGGGUUACAUUUUGGGGAAUCACACCUAAAGCCAAAAUCGCAUUAUCAUCAAAACCCAUUUGGGUCAAUGGUGGGAGGGUUGCCAAGGUUAUUUUUCCUGGAACCCGUCCCCUUUUUUACCCUUGUCAAGUGCAUAAAGCUGAAUAUGCACAAGCUAAAUGAGUAUAGGUUGUGGGCUUACUGUUCGUAUUAGCAAAUUCAGGUACCAUUCCUUAAUAAUGUUUCAUAACUGGCAUGGCCACUCAUUCAGGCAUCUGUCUGAACACAUGGGCUGCUCACUGGCAGCAGAAGAGAAGUGCGGGGUGAGCGCAUAACCCCCGGCAACGCGAUCCCGAUGGGGUGCCAUCACAGCUGCCCCCCCGCCCACGCUGAGCGCCAUGCCCCCACAGGCAGCGUGCCACACCCCCAGGAUGCACGCCAGCCCUGCCCCCACCUGCUCUCUGCCCCCCCCGGUACCGGAGCAUGAAGCUCCGCCACUGGGGCUGCUUAUAUUAAUAUAUAUGUUUAAAUCAGGAUUGAUGGAUUAUUUUUAAUGUGAGCUGUCUAUGUUGCUUUUCUUCUUUUUCUUAUAUUUGCAAGAUUUAAAAAUAUGUAUUUAAACAAAAUGCUAUGGACACAAAAGGAGACAAUAAACGCUAGUAACAAUAAUGUCAGGAUUGUUGACAACAGUGGCUAACCAGAUGCCCUUGAGAAGAUCUCAGAAACUAGGUUGCAAUGACAGCCAGUUCCUCACGUUUGCCUUCAGCAUCCAGUGGACAUAGAGAGAGGUCCUGCUUCUCAGCAUGGACUUGCAUGUUUUCCUUCACUGGCUUCUAGUGCAGCUUGGAGCCAAGGAGACAGAUGCCCGGCUCUUAUCAGUUUGUGUGCAUCAUGCAAGUUGUCCUCCGUUCCCUUUCCUUCCAGUCUACUCACUUUGGUCCCUCCACUGUUAUGUUCCAGGCAUUUGUGGUAGGGACAAACACAAAAGUACGGACUCUGUGUGAGACUAUCGCCAGCCAGAUGGAACUGAGUUCCUGGGAAGGAUUCAGCCUCUUUGUCAAGACUGCAGACAAGGUAAUUGGCAGAGAGGGCAGCCGUAUAAAGCGAGUGUCUUUGAAGGGCCCUUUUGGUCACAUAUCCACUGUGAGCUCUGUGUGAUAAUAAUGCAUGCUUCACCUUUUUUUUCUGGGUGAAAGAAUAAUGCUUUUUUUUGCUUAAUUUCUUUCCUUCAUACGGGAAGCCUGCAACUUAUGCAGGGUUUACAUUCCAGGAAUCACACCUAAAGCCAAAAUUGUGUAUACUCAAAAACACAUUCAGUGGCAGGUGAGAUUGCCAAAGUCAUUUCCCCCAGAACCCUGCCCUCUUUCAGGCGUGGACUUUGGCAAACCUGCAUUAUGGCUCACUUUGCAAGGCCAAAAUUUGGCACCCCCAAAUGGAUCGUCUCAAUUUUGCACACCCUUGGCUUGGCGCCCUGUGCAUCGGAACCACCCUCAUUGCCCUAAAUCUGAUGCUGCACCUUUCCACCCCCUUUUUAUUUAUCACACAAAGCUGAAUGCACACAAGUUAAAUGUUUGUAAGUUGUGGGGUUACUGUACCUGUUUAAUAAGACCCAUGGUCUAACACAUGCCAGCAUCAUUUGUGUUUAAUUCAUAAGCUACUGCAGCUACUGCAACGUUACUGCAACGGGAACGAUGGGGAUUGAACUGAUUCUUUGUGCAAACUCCCCUCUCAUUCAUCUUUUCUUUCUUAGGUGAUCAGCCAGAAUGAAGCAGAUUACUUCUUUGACUCUUUGAGACAGGUGACUGAUUGGACGCGGAAGAACAGGCCGAGCAGAGAGGGUAUGGAAAUGGGUGGAUGGAUUCUUGGGUGUUUGUUUACCAGGGACAGCUCUGAUAUUAGGAAACAGAGGAAGAGUUCAGGAAGCAAUCCAUUUUAUUGCCAGAAUUAAUCAGUUCUCUUUUUGUUAUCAUUGCUCUCUGGUGUGUGUUCUGUGUCUACACCUGGUGGCACAAAUUGGCUGGCCCAGCUUGACAAAAAGGCUCAUUUAAAAAUAGUGGAAUGAGUCCAGACUUUAGUUAACUAAAUAAUUUUCGUUUGCCACAUUAGUUGGUAGAUCUGGCAACUGCUUGUUCCACUUUGAAAUUUGUUCAUUGCCAGAUAAGAUAUCAUAAGCCCCCACAUCCUCAAAGGAGAUAGCACAAUUCCAUUUCCUGAACAAACCUAAAACUCUUAGUGUGUUUGCCGACAACCUUGAGCAUCACUAUUCAGUUUAAAUCUUUCAGGUAAAGCAGGACUUGCUCAAUGUAUUAUUGUAUCCCUCAGAUGCUUAUCCAUCCUCUUUUUAAAAAAAUGUUUGAGAUCACAAUUCUACAACUUCCCUAAGCACAUUGGGUGGAAUUUAGCAUUGUGCUCUUCCAAUCAUUCCAUCUGUGCAAACACAGCAGCUUGCAAAAUGGGAUGAUCUCCUUCCUCUGUGUGCUGCUCUGGGGGUUCUCCUGAUGAACACACUCCUGAGCCAACUUCAAGGGGUGCAGGGGAGAAUGAGGGGGAGCCCUGUUGCACAUGUGGAAGCUCCCUCUUCCGCUGAUGGUGCUAAUUAGGUGACUCCCACCCACUGUUCUGUUACUAAAAAGGUGGUAAAAAUAUUCCUUAAAAGCGCUGAGCUGAAUUUUCAUGCAGUUAGCUUUUCGCAGAGAAAGGUGCAAGUUUUCUCUGAAAAUGCAGCAUUCUCCAAAGCGAGUGGAUUCACCUUUUCCUUAAAAAUUGGGGCCCCUGUUCCUAUCUCUUGACAAGAUACUUGCCAAGAAGGGAGAAGGAUGUUGGUUUCUGCUUUCCUUCACUGUGCAGCUCUGCUUGUCACGAGACAGGUGUUUACAUUCCACAGUCUGUACUGUUGGAGUUUCUCACGGGAAAGGGAGACUGGAUGUGACGUACACUGGUUUCCUGUUUUCACUGUGUGAUUCUCUCCGAGCUGUCGAGGAGAGAGGAUGCAUUUUCUGCUCCGGCAGAGGCAAGAUGUCUUUCUGUAAUAUACCAGCUUUGAACUGUAAAUAAAGCAAUAUAGAGUAUGCAGCACGUAUUCCUCAUCCUUCCGCUGGGCACGCAGACUCUGCUUUAAAUCAACACGUGGUUAUGGGCUCCAGAAGUCGAAUCGGAGUGCCGGCAAAGGAUCGGAAUGCAGAGGGACAGAUCGGAACGGAAUCUGCUCUGCGCGUAGAGGUGAUUGAUGAGGUAUGUGCUACUGCUCCGGGCAGCCUGCCAGCUUCAAGUUAAUGGCUUUAUGGCUGGACUUUGAACUUUUAAAGCCGGUUUUGCCGGGAAUAGGCAAAAGGCUCCCAGGCACAAGUCACUAUGCUGGGGAAAUCGAAAGUAACUUUUAAGUGUGCCUUUGUAAUUAGGCAGCUGCAGCAGUGACGCAGCAAGAUUUAAAGCAGCAUAUAAUGACGCUGAAGGCUAAUGCCAGAGUCAUGAUGGCCCUUCAGGAUGCUUGUGGGAUUCCUAAGCUCAACAAGAAAAAUUACAGCGACUGGGUUCUGUAUGCAGAGGCAAUUCUGCGGAAAGAGGGUUUGUUUGAGGUGAUUACAGAAACCCCCAGUUCCAGUUACAGAUGCAUGGGAAGCUAAGGAUUCCAAAGCAAGGGAACUCUUACAUUGAUAGUAUCCCCAGAAGAGCUCUGUCUAUUGCGUGAUAAGACCUCAGCCAGAGAAAUUUGGGACGCUUUGAGAGAGGCUCACUUAAGGACAGAAGCUGGAUCCACUAUGUUUUACUUUAACAAGCUGCAUAAUAUGGCUCUUGCUGAAGGUGGAGAUGUGCGUUUACAUCUGAUGGAGAUGCAAAAUCUGAGACAUGAGCUGCAACAGAGAGGACUCAACUUUCCAGAGGCUGUGUAUUCUUUCAUGAUACUACAAUCUUUGGGUUCAGGUUGGGAGUCUGUUGCAACCCAGAUUGCUGUGCAACCAACUGCUCAGCUGACAGUGGACUUUGUUACUGCCGUGAUUUUAAAUGAAGCAGAUCGCCGGGGUGCUAGCUGCAUGGGCCAGGCGGAGUCUACACAGACGUCAUCCCAGAGUGCAGUGGAACCACCAGAUGGCGCCAAAGCUUUGAAGGCAGUGAAAUGCUACUCGUGUGGACGUCUAGGCCAUAUGAAGAGGGAAUGCAGACAUCCCAGGGCCAAGACAGAGCAGCGCAGCGAAGCUCAUCGCGCGGAAAAGGCCGAGGCAAAGGCAAAGGUCCGGUGUCUAGGACAACGCAGCACAAGGCUAUGGUUUCACGCUUCACUCCAAAGGUUGCAGAGGUCCAGAAGACGUCUAGAUCUUUCUUCGUUGUUGAUUCAGCGGCGACCCACCACAUGUGCAACGAUAAGAAACUGUUUGUGUCUUUUACACCGCAGGAAGGUGCGAUUCACCAGGCGGAUGACCACACUAUUCCCAGUAAAGGCUACGGAACUGUUGUUCUUCACAGUUUGGACUUAUCGAUACAGAAUGUGCUUUACGUGCCAGACGCCAAACAUAAUCUGCUCAGCGUUGGACAGCUGAAUGAGCGGAACAUUGACGUUUCCUUCAAGAACAAGAAGUGCAUCAUCACAAAGAAAAAUGAUUAUGUAUUGCAUGCAGAAUAUGUUGAUCAUUUGUUUGUUUUGUAUUAUGAUGAUGUGGUGCAGGAUGACACUUGUUGCAUUGCAGGUUCUAACAAAAGUUUGCAUGCAGAAUGUAUUCACGAUUUUCAUCGAAAAUUUGGUCAUUUGCAUUUUGAGGCAGUAUCUAAAAUGCCUGCCUUGGUUGAAGGUAUGACUAUUAAACCCUGCAGGUACCACAUGAAGUGCAAAGCAUGCGCAGCAAACAAGGUGAAAAUGGCUGCGAAGGUAAGGUGUCUAGUAGGAAAGCUACAGAACCAUACCAGGUUGUUCAUGCUGAUUUGGUUGGACCACUAGCGCCCUCUUUGGGUGGAAAUAGAUACUUCAUGGUUCUCAUUGAUGCAUUUUCUAGAUAUAUUUUUGUGUACAAUCUCAAGCAGAAAUCGGAGGCUUUUCCUAGGUUCAAGGAAUUCUGUGCUUGGUUGGAAAAUGUGCAUGGUAAGAAGAUAAAGACUCUUUUCAGUGAUCGCGGGGAAUUCACUUCUCAGCAGUUUGAAGCUUUUCUGACUGAGAAAGGAAUUCAACACGAUUUGUCUAGUCCUCGCUCGCCAUGGCAGAAUGGACUUGCGGAGCAGGCAAAUCAGACAUUGCUUCAAGGAUUAAAAACCUUGCUGCAUGAUGCCAAUCUUCCAGAGAGUUAUUGGGCCGAAUCUCUCUCGUGUUUUGUUUACAGUUACAAUCGCAGGUUAUCUUCAGCGAUUGGUUGUACCCCUAUGAGAAGAUGUUUGGCAAGAAGCCAUACAUCAAACACAUGAAGAUUUUGGUUCUGACAUGUGGGUUCGCUCACCACAAAACUCCAAGUUAGACAAGCGUGGAUUGCAUGGUAUCUUUCUAGGUUAUCAGAAAGGGUCUUACAGAAUAAUGAUGACUGACUCUAAGACAAUUAAGCUCACGAGAAGUGUUGAGUACAAUGCAAAGUGGGGGAGAAUGUGGGAAUUUUCCAAUGUUAUCCUGAUGACGGUGAUGAGACUGAGGAUAGUCAAAGCAACCACAACAGCCCACACCCACUGAUGAAGGUUCUGAGUCUGAAUCUGAAACUGAAUCGGGUGAUUCAGAGGAUUUCAAGAGUGCGAAAGCCUCUAUGCGACCCUCUGAAAGCUCUGAUCAAGAAUUGGAGGAACCAUUGUUCACAAUAGGUCGUUUUUCUCCUAAGAAGGAAGAGGAGAGUGUUGAAGACUUAAGGCUAAUUCGUAGGUCACAGAGAGCCACAAAAGCAAACCUCCAAAGAGAUUUGCUGAUGAGUUUGCUACGAUAGCAGUAACAGCUGUUAAAAGCUCCAAGAAGGUAUUUGAACCUUCAAGUUUCCAAGAAAUCCAGGGUUUGGAUUCAAAGGAAGCUGAGCCAUGGUUAAAUGCCAUGAAGGCUGAGCUUGAUUCCUUAGAAAGGAACAAAACAUGGGAGCUAGUUCCAGUAGUUCCAGGAAUGAAACUGCUUGGAAGCAAAUGGGUCUUCAAAGCGAAGACAGAUCAAAAUGGCAAGAUAGUCAGACACAAAGCCAGAUUGGUAGCCAGAGGUUUUGCACAGGUACCAGGUCAAGACUAUCACGAGACCUAUUCACCCACAGUGAGAUAUGAAAGCAUUAGGCUUAUGCUCAAGCUAGCUGCAGAGGAAAAUCUACACAUUAGUCACCAUGAUAUUAAUACAGCUUUUCUGUACGGAUCUCUAGAUGAAUCACUUUAUAUGCUUCCACCUGAUGGCGUACAGGUAAAACAGGGAUUUGUUUGUGCUCUGAAGAAAUCCCUUUAUGGUCUCAAACAAAGUGCACGGUGUUGGCACACAAAACUCACUGAAGUAUUGUUUUCUCUAGGUGUUCAGCAAGGGAAAGCUGAUCCAUGUGUAUUUGUCAACGUGGCGGGGCAAAAGAAACUGUACUGUGUGGUUGAUGGUGAUGAGUGAUUAUUGUUGUGGAAGGAUGUCGCAAUGUACAAUAGCGCCCUAGCUCAACUGACAGAGCACUUUGACAUGAAAGAUCUUGGUGAGGUAAACAACUACCUAUCUCUGGAAAUAGAGAGAGAUCAAGAUGGUAACAUUCUAGUACACCAGUCACGGAAAAUUGCUGAUGUGUUAAGCAAACUAAAUCUGAUGGAUGCUAACCCUGUAGACACACCGAUGACAACAGGUUAUCAGGUAGAUGACACUGAAGAAGCAUUUUCUGACACUGCACUGUACAGGAGUGUGCUAGGCAAGCUAAACUUCAUUGCCAGAUGUUCAAGACCAGACAUUGCUGUUAGCUGUAAUUUGCUAAGCAGACAAGUCAACAAUCCUAGUGUCAAGGAUUGAAAGCUCUGAAACGCAUAGCGCGGUAUUUGAAAGGCACUAUGCAUUACAGACUGAGAUUUAACAAUCAGAAGUCUGGUGGUCUUGAGAUAUUUGCAGAUGCAAGUUUUGGAAGUGACGCUACAGACAGGAAAAGUACGUCUGGAGUUUGCUACAUGUACAAUCAGAGUCUGUUUGAUUGGUCAUGCAAGAAGCAAACAACAGUUAGCUUAAGUACUUGUGAAGCCGAACUGAAUGCACUGUCUUAUUCACUAAAGGAUUGUGAAUGGUUAGUACAAUUGUGCAAAGAUAUGAAAAUUCCUGUCAAAUGUCCAAUCCAGGUUUACCAGGACAACAAAGCAUGUUUGGCUUUGCUGAAGUCUGAAGGUUGUAAGCAAAGCACAAAGCACUUGCAAUUAAAGUUGCAGCAUGCUAGGGAAUGUAUUCAGAAGGGACUCGUAACGGUGUCCUAUAUGCCAGGUAAUGAAAUUCCUGCUGAUGUAUUGUCCAAGAUUGUAUCGAGGGAUCAACACUGUACCUAUGUACAGAAGUUGGGUUUGUACUGAUAUUGUGCAAACACGCUGCCCAGUGAUGUUCACAGAAAGGGGGAGGAUGUUGGUUUCUGCUUUCCUUCACUGUGCAGCUCUGCUUGUCACGAGACAGGUGUUUACAUUCCACAGUCUGUACUGUUGGAGUUUCUCACGGGAAAGGAGACUGGAUGUGACGUACACUGGUUUCCUGUUUUUCACUGUGUGUUUCUCUCCGAGCUGUCGAGGAGAGAGGAUGCUUUUUCUGCUCCGGCAGAGGCAAGAUGUCUUUCUGUAAUAUACCAGCUUUGAACUGUAAAUAAAGCAAUAUAGAGUAUGCAGCACGUAUUCCUCAUCCUUCCGCUGGGCACCAGACUCUGCUUUAAAUCAACAAAGGAUCCCAUGGCUCACAAUGCUGCAGAUUGCCUUCCUUCAAGUAGCAGGAGUUGCCUCUUUGAGGAAGGCCCCAUCCACAGCAAUAUGCAGAUCCCAAUACCACUCCCAGCACUUGCCAAGGGAGGGGAAGACUGUGCUGCACAUAGUGACCUCUUUUAAAGUGGCAGUUGCCACUGUAGGAUGGAAACAUUUUGCCCCCAGUUCAGAGACUGAUGAACGUGGGGGGGGGGACUUGUUGUUCAUCAGCAUAAUCCUACUGUACCUUCAUUUAUACUGAUUGCUUCUUAUCUGAAGCAGUAGAAGAAAAUGCUCUCCUUUUCUAAAAGCCAAUUGUUACCACAAUUUCUCCUUAGUCUUUCACUUGAGGCUAAAUUUUGAGUCCAUGUUGUCUUUGUUUGUUGUACAAGAGAAUAUAUUUACAGGUUCCUUCUUUGCUUGUAUGCCAACUUCUAAAUUUGGAUUCAGUUUCAUUGUUGGGUGGGCUAGGGACCAUAUUUUUGGCACCUGGCUUUCUGGAGAGUAAUGUGAAUCAUAAAAAAAUACUUACGCAUAAUCAGGCCAUAUAAAUGAGUGUUACGAUAUUUCUUCCCCAUUUAAAUGUAUAUAACACUGUUUUCCUAGUGGCUCCCACCACUGUGAAUUACCAGGUGUAUUUCAUGAGAAAGUUAUGGCUGAAUGUGACUCCUGGGAAGGACUUAAAGGCUGACUGCAUCUUUCAUUAUCAUCAGGUAAUUAACAGGGUUGAUAUUUAUAGCAUACCGCUGACAGUAGCGAUAACAAUAAUGAUGAGAGGUCUCCAAAUCAUGGCCAGUCUUGAUAGUAAAGUCCUAGUUUCUACUAGCCAACUGUGAAGUACUGUCCCACCACAAUACACAAGCGGCAGAGGCCCUGCAGGCAGCAUGCCUAUGGGUGCCCCACCUGCCCUGCCGCCGCCAUCAGCAGAAUCAUAUCCAUUUGGGGAGAGCUUGCAGAGCACGCAAAAUCUCACACUAUCUGGGGGGAGGGAGAUUUCACCCAAAAUCAAUCCAAUCUUUCCCCAAAUCAGCACUGAUGGUGGUGCUGGUUCUCUACCAGCGGCAGAUGCAGCAGGGCAAAGCAGCAACUUCAGGGGCUGCAGGUAGAAGGAAUCAAGCUCUAUGGGUGGUAUUCAACUAAGUUUUACUCAGAGUAGACCCAUUGAAAUUAAGACCUAUUUUAGUAAUGAUCAUUAAUUUCCAGUUUCUAGUUGAAUACCACCCCAAUGUAUGUUUGAUCUAGUUUCUCUGCUUGCUUAAUUGAUUAGCAUAGAUAAGAUGCCUAAGGAAGAAUUCUUCUAAAGGUGCUUCCUUUGUCUCUCCACCUUUUGAAAUUGAGCUGAAUUGUCCCAAACAAUAGUAAAACCUCAAAGGUUCUUUAUCACUUCAUUAAAUUUCCAGAGCAGGGAGGGCUGCACUAUUACCUUGGCAAGUGGUUUUGUUGAAGGCUAAUCAUCAUACUAAAAGGUAAAGGAAUUGAUGAGUUACUUGGUUUGAAGGAGGUAGAUCUUUUGGAAUACACAGGUGAGAUUAAUCUCGGAGAUAUCUGGGAUUCUCCUGUAAUCAUUUCCCUCUUGUUGCUGGAUAGGAAUGGCUGCAAGUCCAAUGCCCAGAGCAGAUAGAAUGUACUAAGGACUGUCCUUGCUGAACCCACUGUGGUUUCUCUGAGUCAUACAGAUUUGUGGCGAAUCGGUAUGAGAUGAAGAUUCACAUGAUUUGUGGACAGUGGUUAUUUACAAUUCCUGGAAAAUGUCUCAUCAUCAAACCAGUAAAUGUUAUAAAGCACUGAGUGUGGUCUCUUGGGCCCAGGUUUAAAAUUUAGAUGUUUUAAUGCUUUCCCUCACACUCACUAAGUUCCUUGCUUUAAUUUUACAGGGACAAAUACAGUGCCUACCCUGAAACCAAAAGCAAAGCACAACCACUCAUUCUUUCUCUCGCUCACGCGCGUACACACACACACACACACACACAUUGCAGAGUAGGGUUAACAGAUCAAUGUGUCUUCAAUUGUAUCUUUCAGGAGCAACCAAAGUAUCUACGUGGAUAUCACAAGUGCUCAAAAGAGGAUGCCAUCCAAUUAGCUGGGCUGAUUUUCAAGGUUAACUAUAACAAUGAUCGAACGCAAUAUGCAGCAAUUCCCAAAAUAUUGAAGGAACUAGUGCCUGAGAACAUGAUCCGAACAGCGUCUCCAGAGGACUGGAAACGGGUAAGAAGAAUCAUUUGAUUGUUGCUUCUUGAACAGUGGGCUGGGGCCCAUCAGUGGGCCUGCCCUCUGCCUCCAUUUGCCACCGACUGUACUGCCAUUUUGCUUCUGGUGGCCUCAGUAACUUUUUCAAGUAGGCCCUGAGGGUUGAAGGUUUGAGAACUCUAAGAGUGUCAUAAAUUAAUAUUUGUCCUGGCUUUUGUUUGGGUUGGGACCACCCUGCGGCUACUGAUCAUGCCUCAAUAGUACCCCCUCCCAGUUUAUGAGCAAAUAAAACCAAUUUUGCUGUCCACAAAGCUUCCUACUGAUGGCAGUCCUUUCAGAGACCCUCUGAAGUCCCCACAGUUGCUAAAACACUUUAAAAAUGGCAGGCAUCAUGCUGUACUUACUUUAUUUGGAUUUUUAACUCACUCAAACCUGAAGACCAAAGGAUGGGUGUUUUGUAUCAUUCUAAUCCAAGGGUGGGGAGGUGCCUCAGUAAAUAAAUUUAUGUAGCAAGGAGCAUUAGAUAAGUUUUGCAUUCUUCAUAUCUGGAAGCAAUGACUUGAGACCCAUUACUGCGAGAGAAAGAUGCCCCCCCCCCCCGUUUUGACUCGUGUGUAUUUUUAUGCAGAAUAUUACUUCUGCCGCCAGCAAACAUGAACAGAAGACUGUGGACGAGGCCAAGAUUGCCUUCCUGAAGUACAUACAUCGUUGGCCAACAUUUGGCUCAGCCUUCUUUGAAGUGAAGGUGAGUUUCAAAGGUGCUGUUUUUUGUGUGUGGCUCCAUUUGGAAAGCUGCUUUCUGCAGAGUAGAAGCUUCUUCUAUUGUCCUGCUUCUUUUAAGCUCUUGAGUCUACUUAGGGCCCAUUCCUGUGAUGUGGCGUCCUCAGCAUUGAUGCCACCUCCAUUCUGAAGAAAAGCCACUUUGGGAGUGGGGUGAAAUUGUAGGAGGAGAUGAAGCUUAACCAUUUCUCCCUUAACUGGUUCCCAGUUCCAAAUAGCUCCCAUGUGUCUGAAGCCAAAUAUGGGAGGAGUAAGGCACUGAGUGUUUGUAAGCACAUGCAUUAUUUGCAGCGUGCAAUAUUCCCAUGACACACACACUUGAUUUUCUUAUUCUUACAUACAUUUUGACUGAGAACUUGUUAGAUUCUUGUGCAAAUAAGAGGACACUGACAGCUGGUGAUUUAAAAUAGUUCAACAGCUAUCACUCAUUUUUUCUUCCUCUUUACUAGCAAACCUCGGAGCCAAAUAUCCCUGACAUUGUAUUGAUUGCUAUCAACAAACAAGGAGUCUCUCUAAUACAUAUGAAAUCUAAGGUAAGAGUCAUAUUUUGAUACUUGACAGUGAACCUACCCAUUGGAAAAGGUACACACACACACACUGAGCUAUGCCGUAAGUUUCAUUCAAAAAACCGUUUAAGGUAAAGGCAUAGGGAGAUGUGAUGAGAGCUGUGGAUUCCAGCAGGAAAUGUACUUUUCUUCAACAGAAGCAGAACUGUACAUUGGGCAACAGAAUUUAGUUUUCAGCCUCAGACAUUUAUCUAGUAUUCCCUUAAGCAUUAAGGGAAAUAAAAGCAAUUUUAUAAAGAAGGGAUAAACAUGAGACCUGCACACCCAGGAAAGAGAAACUCAGGUGGCAUCUUCUUGGAAGGAUCCUUCAGGCAACAUUGCCAGACAGCAGAUAAACAGAAGCUUGGCUUCUAUUCUAUGGUCAGAAGUGCUAUUUAAGAUCAAUAGGGAUUGGUGUAGAAGAUAAUCUGAUGAGCAUCAGCACAGAACUGCGUCCUGGAAAACCAGAUGUGCCAUAUGUCUCUUUUUGUAGAGAACUACCUGAGUUGUUCUAAUAAAACUUACAUGUAGCAUUUAUUUUGAUUUUUAAAUUGCAGGAGAUCUUGACAGUUUACCCUUUCACUAAAAUCUCCAACUGGAGCAGUGGCAGCACAUAUUUCCACAUGACCAUAGGGAACCUGGUACGAGGGAGCCGGAUCCUUUGUGAGACUUCCCUGGUAAGAAAAGCUUAUGAUUUCAGAUUUGCUCAAGACCAUCCACUGAGGAAGGAAGGACCUGGUAAUUACUGGUUAACCCUUUUUCUCCUUCCUCUAAUGGUGCACGGAUUAAAUGUCACCAAGAGCUAUUUCAAAUAUUUACACAUUGCUCCCCUUUUCUCAAACCUGAGUAAUAGUUCUGCCUUGGGUAGUUGCGAAAAACCCUGAAAUAGAUGAAGUCUCUUCUUGCCUUAGAUAGCAUGGUAUGUGUGUUAAGCAGCAGAAAGAUAUGAUUGCAACGGGCUUGGGAUUGUGGAGGAAACAGAACUGGCUUGUAUUAUGUGCAUAUUGGUGGUUUUGGGAACUUAGGCACAUAUUAUAUUACUACAAAAGUAUAUGGGGUAGAAGAUUCCCUUCUUGUGGAGUCAAAGCUCCCACAGCUGUGCCAUAGUGUCAACCUAGGGAAAAUACAUACACAGAGAAAUGUUUUGUGUUUUAAAUUAAAAUGCCUCAAACUACUUAGACAGUUUUUUGAACAAGAUGUAUAUAUCUGUCAAUCAGCACCCAUUAUUAACUUUUCAUUUAUUUUUAAAGUGGUUUUCUUUGUCUCAUGACCAACCAGGACAUUCUGAGAGAUCAAUUCCUUAAGACUACUUGUGCAGUCACCAAAUAAGUUGGGAAGGGCAUCAUUUACCUCACCCUUGAAAUGCCCAAUUAAUGUUUUAUAACCCGUUUACAACCCAUCUCCUGUGACUUACGAUAUUUUAUGUUGCUUUUCCACAAACCACCGAAUUCCAAUUUUAUCAGAGGAAAACAUAAGUUUUUUGUACACUGCUUAGAAGUGUUAAUAUCUUAAGCCAACAGUAUUUGCAGGAGUAACAACAGAAUGCUGCUUAUCUUAACUGGCUGGUCUACUAUUGUGAAACAUUCCAUGACUGCUAAAGGGUCUCAUGUCUGUCUCGCUCUUUCCAGGGUAGUUCAUUAAAUGUCUUUUAUUUUUCCUUCAGGGAUACAAAAUGGAUGACCUGCUGACGUCAUAUGUGAACUUGUUAUUGAAUGCUGCAAACAAACAGAAGGAUUCACAUCUCCCUGCCUAAGGGUGUGCAGAGACCAUCAUUCACAGGCUGUGCCAAACUGAAAAUUUGCCACAUAUUGGAAGGAAUUCAUUUUUAGCUUUACAUUUGUCAGCGCAGUCUCUAGUUUUACCUCUUCUUGACCCUAGGGGAGUGAACCAAAAGCUGCUGUUGUAGCAAAAAGGUAUUUGUUUUUAAACUAACUACAGCUUAAAACAUUUUAUGACUCAUUGAUUUCAACAAGGCUAGCUGCCAUUCCCCCCGCUUUUCUGGAAGUAUAUCCUGUACUAGAUUAUGCCAUCCUUUCCUAUUGAGCAGGGACAGGAAUGCAGGACAGUCCUGGCAUGUGCCAGGCAUCAGCACAAACCUGCAGCACACAGGGCAAAAGGUGGCUGUUACCUUUUAAGUCGUGGAGAAGUACUACAAAUGAAUGGAAGCAGCAUCUUCAUGAUGUGAAGAGUCGGUCUGCUCCAUGACUGUUGCCUUAGCUUAAGAAACAUGCUUCUGCUAGGAAGCAUGCGUAGGAUUGUGUUGUGUCAGUUUCAGCAGUGAAGCUGCCUUUAGUGUCCUCACAUUUUCAGCAAAGACUACUGUUGGCUUCCCCUGUCAUUUGCCAAAGUAGUCAAAAUAGUUAGUCUUUGUUCAACUUAGAAGAAGGUGCACAGUUUUGCAAUGAAGGUUUUUUCCUGCUUGGGUAUUGGGGGAUUAGAGCUUCAGUAACUUUGUGCAGCUAAAUGAGUGCCACACCUUUCAGAGUACUUGACCUUUGAAGAAGAACAUCCAUACAUUCCAUGCACAGCAUCCAUUGCUGGCAGGGAAUGCUUACCUGGGAUCAAGAUUGUACUGUAUUUUUGAAUUCUUCAUGUAAAUUCAAUUUGAAGUUUUUGAUUUAAAAUAUUUUGGGUGUCUGCUUUCUGUUAAUGGUAACAGCCAAAUUGUUUCCACUUUCUAAAGAGAAUUGCAAAGUAGUGGGAGUGAUAUUGUCAACUUUCUUCUAGAAAUGUAUAUCUAAGAAUAAAUCAAACGCCUGAACAGCUUACCUCAGUCCUCUGUUGUCAAAAUGCUUAAGGCUACAGCUUGGGUCAAAGAAUCCUUCCUGCACAACAGCUGUAAUUCCAGUGAAAUACAUUAAGCAGUAAAAUCAACAUUCUGCUUUAGUUAAAGGAGAUGGCCAGCUUCUGUAUUCUUGAGGACUACUCUUUCUCCACAUAGUGGCCUGGGGGCUGGAACUGUAUUUUGUCACAGAAACUGAUUAUUCACAAGUAACUGGACACCGCAAUAAAGCGGGAAUCCUCUAACGAUAAGGGUCUCACAGCUAUGGGGCAUUACAUUAGAUGUAAAUACGUACAUUUGCACAUUGCAGAAGAAAGAUGCAACAUUACAAUCUGGAAUAUAUACUAUAUCUUAAAGCAUUUCUUUCAUUUCCUUACUAGUGAAAGCUGGCAGGCAUUUAACCAUAUUAUGCUGCAUAUUUGGUAGAUCCAUCAGGACCAAACAAAUGGUCCAG
Podarcis lilfordi (Lilford's wall lizard) is the source of this 67751-nucleotide messenger RNA. The record is from the annotation of a GenBank genome assembly. NCBI's taxonomy places the organism in Eukaryota, Metazoa, Chordata, Lepidosauria, Squamata, Lacertidae.